Messenger RNA from Xyrichtys novacula (pearly razorfish), 84542 nucleotides. NCBI's taxonomy places the organism in Eukaryota, Metazoa, Chordata, Actinopteri, Labriformes, Labridae. The record is from the annotation of a GenBank genome assembly.
AUGGACUCUCCAGGCAACAGCCGAAGCCCUAGUCCUGCACAGAAUGAACACAGCGGUGAGGAAAAACAUCUGUUACAGUGAUUUAUUGUUCAUGUUGCUGUAGGCUGAAAUUGUCUUUUUCCCCCUGCUCAGUCUCUUUAUUUGUGUCUCCCCCUCCAGGCCCCUCUGAAGAAGACUCAAGUCCAGUGGCAGAGAGGCCCCAAGAAACUGCUGCAGUGGAGAAGAGCCCCGGACAGGAGAGCCCCGGACAGGGGCCAUCUCCCGGGGCCAGUCCUGAAGGCCGUCCCACAUCCAGGAGCCCCGCUUCUAGUCGUGCCUCCAGCAGCUCAGACAGUGACAGCAGUAGUAGUGAUGAUGACGAAAACAACGGGGUAUUGAGGAAGAUAAGGAGCAGUGUGGCGCAGAUCAAAGUAAGUAGUAACAAAGUGAAUGUCACUCACUCCAUACAUGUGUACAUAAACAGACUGCACUAGACUUCUGCAGACUGUGAUGUCUACAAUCAUGUUGAGGGAUUCAAAGAGCGCAGAAAAGAUUUGAUAUCUGAUGACUCGCUGAUAUUAGAUGAAUAAAUACCUGUGGUAUAAACAGCAUUACUCUUUCCUUUUGCCAGGUCAACACUAAGCAAUCUUCUUGGGGCAGUUGCAGAUGAAAGAUAGGAUAUCCCGAUCUAAACUUGAUAUUUGAUCCAUUAUUUUUAUCAGUCAUUUACAUUCAGGUUGGUAAAUAUGAAGACACAUAAAGUAGAGUUAGAGUCAAAGACUAAACUGGUCUGCAAGCCUGUGAACAAGAGCUGUAAUGACUCUUAUAUGUUGAUCUUGUUCUGUGAUAUGCAGUAUCAUAGAUUUACAGUGGAUAUAAAAAGUCUACACACCCCUGUUCAACUGCCAGGUUUUUGUCAUGUAAAAAAAUUAAACCAAGAUAAAUAAUUUUUAACUUCUUCCACCUUUAAUGUGACCUACAACCUGUACAACACAACUGAAAAACAAACAGAAAUCUUAUGUCUGGGCGGUGAGGUAGGGUGGCAAGAUAGCCUUAUCUUACAAAGAAAAACAUCAAAGCCUGGCUUAAUUUUGCAAAAAGACAUCUGAAAUUUUUUAUCUAGCUGUCAUUUUCUUACAUCACUAAAACCUGGCAGUUGAACAGGGGUGUGUAGACUUUUUCUAUCCACUGUAUAUAUUCAGACUGUAUAUAUUCAGACUGCAGAAAAGGAGCUGGGACCAGAUCUUUAGGAGGCACAAAUCUGCAAGUUGUAUGUACUGCAGGCUAUGCACGGUAAUCCUGAUACUGCUCUUCCCAGAAAAUGUCCUCGGGCUCCUCCAGGAGAAUCCCGAGGCAGCCCCCAAAGCGAAAAGAUCAGCAUAAUUCUGGGUCUACCCCAGGGUCUCCUACCAAUUACAUCAGAAUAAGUCCUUGGAAGUUGAUUUCUUUCCCUCCUGCAGAUGUGAGGCUGCAGUCAAGAGACUGAUCGGGCUUAACUUGGCUUAAAGACUAGAUACAGGAUGAAAGAGCCAGCCAGGCUGUCUUUAAAGAUAAAAUAAUCCACCUAAUUGUAACCCCUAAUUCACAGUGAAUCAUAUUUCUUUAAUCUGUGACGAAGCGAAGUGUCUUUCUGAUUUAAAGGGAGCAUAUGCAUUUUUUUCUCCAUGUUUAAGGGACACUGUGAUAAAUUUCCUCCUUUUUGAUGUUCGAUAGCCUUAGCUGUUCAUGACCGAUGCUCCAUAUUAAACUCAAACAUACUUUAUUUUCAUUUCUGCUAAGAACUUUCUAUUUCUGAAAGAAUCAAACUGGUUAAAAAAAAAAGACUCAAUCAUGUUGAGUUUUCUCCUCUCCACUCCACAGUGUGGGCUUCGAUUAUUAUUUUACCUCAUUAAAUAUUAAGUGAUUCUGCGUAUCUGGUCCUGCAGAGUUGUCUUGUCAGCAGUUUUAGUUUCCAUAGCAACAGGAAAUAUGAUGAAGGUCAAGUUAUGUUUGUGAGUUGAGAUGAAAUAAAGGUAUAUUUCAAACAUUUUUGAUGAGUAAAGGUCGGAGUGAGUGACAGAAUCUCAAAUAGAAGAGAGCUGUGAGUCCAUUACUGUCAUCUUGAGCCAGAAAGCUUUUGAGUGAAGUAAAUAAAACUCACCCGGACUGACUUGAGCCGUUUUUAAAAACGGCAGCUUGUUUUUCUGUCGGUCCAGACUGUCAGACUCUGUUGUAAAUAAGAGUCUUUUUAAAAAGUGAAGACUGAAAGAAGAACUUUAUGACUCUUUGUCUUGUUGUUCUCCAGAGAUCAAGAUCCAAAUCCAAAGAGCUGGACCAAGCUGAGUCUAGAGAGCAAGACCGAUCACGAUCCCGAUCCAAAAGAAGAGACGGAUCAGGUUCACGAGAAAGAGACAGGUCCAGAUCCAGGUCCAGGUCCAGGUCCAGGUCGAGGGGACGAGACAGGUCUGGAUCCAGAGGACGAGACAGGUCUAGAUCAAGAGGACGGGACAGGUCUAGAUCAAGAGGAUGGGACAGAUCAGGAUCACGAGGACGCAACAGAUCUGGAUCAAGAGGAAGAGACAGGUCCAGAUCAAGGGGAAGGGACAGAUCCAGGUCCCGAGAAAGAGACAGAGACCGCUACAACAGAGGACGCUAUAACAGGUAACAGAGGCCCACACAGCUAGAAUUGGCUCCACCAGUCAGAAUCACUGACUCUUCAUAAGGUUAAAAACUACAUAAUGGAAAGUGUAAAGACUUGUUGAAAACAGAUAAGAUAAAUUUAACCUCCUGCAGCUACAUUAUUAGAAAAAUAAACAUUUUUUCAGCCACAUAAGAUGUGUGCAGACUCUGGGUAAACUAUGAUGUAGCUAACUAUAAGGGAAUGAGUUCUAAGGGCCCGAUUGUGGUUAAAGUACGAGGAAAAAAUACCUUAAUAAUACCAAAAAAACCUGGGCUCUCUUUCUAGGGAUCGCUAUGACGAUCGCAGAGACGACAGAGGCGGGCGUUACGACAGGCGGAGGGAUUUGGAUCCUGAGACUGAUCGCAGGAGGCAUGGCCGCUGGGCCUCCCCUCCACCAGAGGAGGAACCAGAGAAGAACGAAGAGCCGCCGACUAAGAAGAAGAAAGAGGAGCUGGACCCGAUCCUGACAAGGACGGGAGGAGCUUACAUCCCGCCCGCGAGGCUGCGCAUGAUGCAGCAGCAAAUCACAGAUAAGAGCAGGUAAGAGCACGUCUAGACAUUUGGAUUAUUGUCCAACAAACGGACGAGCACUUGAAUGCAUCAGAUUUACUGCAAAGAGUUUAAUUGUUGUUUUUUAGAAUUUGCUGCUUGGAUUCAGUUAUUUUCAUCUCUAAAUUUCAGACAAAUGUCUCUAAUCUCAGCUGUUGAUUCAGUCUGUUUGUGUUGUGACUGAUGUCCCGCCCUUUCUGCAGCCUGGCCUAUCAGAGGAUGAGUUGGGAAGCUCUGAAAAAGUCCAUCAAUGGUCUUAUCAACAAAGUCAACGUAUCCAACAUGGUCCACAUCAUCCAGGAGCUGCUGCAGGAGAACAUCGUCAGGGGGAGGUAAACAACAACAACAACAACAACAAACACUAAUGUGGAGUUUUAUUUCCUGGGUUUCAUGAAAGAGAAUUAAGACAGGAGGUUAAGUGCUGCCUGACUCACUUUAUUGUCGUUUUGUCCGUCUGUGUGUGUGUGUGUGUGUCAGGGGUCUGCUGGCUCGCUCCGUGCUGCAGGCUCAGGCAGCCUCUCCGAUCUUCACUCAUGUUUACGCCUCUGUCGUCGCCAUCAUCAAUUCCAAAUUCCCUCAGAUUGGAGAGCUGAUCCUCAAACGCCUCAUCCUGAACUUCAGGAAAAGCUACCGCCGCAACCUCAAGGUAGCGGUCACUCUGACUACCCCUCCUACUGAAUGUUUGUCGUCAGGGAUUACAUUAUAGGAAAUGACCAGAGAUUCAAACAACAGUUCAACACAAAUCCAGAUUCUUAAUGUCUGGAAUAUUUCAUGUUCGCAAAAGUAAAGUUCUGUUAGUAAUAAGAUGGAGAACUGAUGGCUGAACUGAUUUACAAGCCGGCAGUAAAACACUCAGAGCCUGUGCGCUCAUUGAAGCUAACUUGUGGUUAAUUCCCAAAAUGGCAAAGUUUGGGUGCAUUUUAAAUGAAACGUCUUAGUGGUAAAAUUAGGGUGCCAGCGCUCGGAGCAAAGCGGAGCAGAGCAUGAAAGUCUUCCUCCCAAUCCCAGACUCCCUAGAGCUGAGGACUGAACCCUCAGUGACCUCAGUGACGCCAGGAACUAAGUGCUUGAGUCCAUGAGAUGGUAUAAAAAUAAGGAAUGGGGCGCACUAUCGUGGCACUAAGAUGCUCCUUUAAAUAAAGAUAAGAAAGACACAACUUUAGUAUUUUAUCAGAUUCAGAUUCAGACAACUUAAUUAAUCCCCGAAGGGCCGUUCACUUCUCAGUAACCCGCCUUGUUGUUAAACGAUUAAGGAACAGACAAAUACCAGGCAUUACAGCAGCAUAUGGCCCAAACAUUGAGCACAUGUCAUGUGCUUAAGGGUCAUUAUUUGUUAUAUAGUGGUAAACUAUUCAAAGUCAGUGGAUAUUGAUGUAAAGAUUUCAAAAUCCUAAACUAGAAAACACAACUUUACAAAAGUGGAAUAAGUCACCACCAAAAUACAGAGCUACAUGCUGUCAGCUACAAACAGAUGUGACAAGAGUUUCUGACCAUGCCUGUUGUUUUUUGUUCACACUUAAUGAAAUAGGCUCAUCAGUUAAUCUGUACCUGGUCAGAUUCAUAGGGGGCUGCCAGUGUCCACAGUUAGGACCAGCCAGAAACUAAAGGCAGGCCGAUUUUUCUCUGUACCACUUGGUCUGGUACAUUUUAGCACCAAAAUUGUCAUGUCAUUAGAAAAUGUUUCAUUUCAACCUGAUUUUGGUGUUACUGCAACCUCUUUCUCCUGCAUGUUGGAGCUGUGGGGUUGUCAGACACAUUCAUCAGGGUUCCUACGCAAGUAUGGAAGUUAUUUGAUCAAUUUCAAGGUCUUAAAAAGUAUGGUAAAUGAAAGAUAAAGUAUGGGUUUCCAGACUAUUACCACAGUAGAAAAAAUACUGUUUACUAAAAGAGAAAAGUAGAUAUUUCCAAAAAUAAUUCUAAAAAGUAGGGAAUGGAAAAGUCUCCUUAUCUCUUUAGAUUUGCAAUGGACUGUGGGUAAUUUUCACAGAGGAGUCCUCAGAAUUGCUGACUGAGAAAAACUGCAUAAUGUUGGGUUGUAUAGUCUGCAUUCGAUCCCUCAUGGAUUGAUGAUCUCACAGUGGACGGUCUUAAGUAAUCACACGCUUGUUUGGGGCACCAACAGCUUUCUGCUGCUGGUUCUCCACCGAUGAAGACGUGACAUUAGCAGGAAGAUUUACAGCUAACCAGUUAUGUUGUGCAGUAAAGUAUGUUCUCAUUACUGCACAUAACAGCACUGACAUCAUAAAGCUGCAUGUCCUCUGUCAGAAAGAAACAUCCAUCAAAACCACUUAGCAGAACUGUCAGCUGGGCUUUAUUUUGCAUUUCAAUGUCUGGAAGGACAUGAGUGAAUGGUUUGGCCCACAGAACAGUGGACUACUUCCUUCUCUGUUCAUUUCAUUACAAACACCUUUGAAUGUUUUUGAGUGGAUGUCAAAGAUUUCUGGCUCCUGUGACUCAGAUGGAAAUGGUCCAGCUCGAGGAAACUGAAGCUGUUUGAGUUAAAUGACCAGAGACGGAGAGACACCGGAGCUAAACUAGAGGAACAAGGAAGACCAAGAAGAGUUGGACACAGUUAGAGCUUUGUCUUUAUAUUUUCCAUCACCCUAUAACAUGAAUUAUUAAUUAGCAGGUUAUUGUCUUCAAUAGCUGAAGUUUUAGUCCAGUAAUUGUCAAAAAAGUGGAAAAUGUUUAAAAAGUUUUGCCCUUUUGUAACUUACUUUCUAAAACAUAAUUUUUGACAUUUUAAUGAGAUGACUUAAAUUGCAGCUGAAACAAUUGUCCAUCAUAUGUAAAUGGGGGGGGGCGAUAUGGCCUCAAAUCAAUAUCACGAUAUAUUGAGCAGUUCACCUCAAUAAAUGGAUCAUAACUACUCCACAAGCUGCUCACCCCCUCCCAUAUUAAAUUAAUCUCCUUCAGCCGCCACUCCAGUCGCUACAACUUUUGAACCAUCCUCCAUCUCCUCACCUGUCUUUCCCUCUUUGUUAUGGACUGGAUGGGGUGGAGUCACGUCUCUGAUGCAGGACAGCGUCUUAAAGGGACAUGAGACCAAAGCCUACCUACACACAUCCAAAACCAACUUUUAUUUAUUUAUUUAUUUGACACAGAAUAUAUCGACAUGGGCAAAAUGACGUCAGUUAUUGACGUAAAUUUCGGUAUCGGUACAUUUUCGGUUUAUUGCCCAGCCCUAUAUGUAGACCUCCUUGCAGUUUACAUCUGUACUUUUUUGUGACAUCUUAAAUGAAAAGAAAAAAGUUCAGCAACUUGACACUAAGAAGAAAGUUUGUAUUUUAUAUGUAAUCGUUAUGAAUAUGAUUAAAUUUUAGGUAUCAGAGGUUGUGUGAUGUACUAAAUCCAGUCUGUCUUCUGAUUUUCAGCAACAGUGCCUGACAGCCUCCAAGUUUGUGGCUCAUCUCAUCAACCAGAACGUGGUAGGUCCUGAAGUCAGACCGAGCGUUUGUUCAGAGUUGAUGUUCUCAGAUGUAAUAAAGUGAAAGUAUUUCUUUCUGUGCUGUGUAGGCCCAUGAGGUUUUGUGUCUAGAGAUGCUCACAUUGCUUCUGGAGCGCCCGACUGAUGACAGCGUGGAGGUCGCCAUUGCCUUCCUCAAAGAGUGCGGUCUCAAACUGACUGAGGUGUCACCGCGAGGAAUCAACGGUACAAAAUGAAGCUUUUUGUUUUGUUUUGGAUCCAUAAAAUGUUGGUUUUAUGAGUUUAGAGAUGAACAAGUUUACCAACACUUAUAAGUGUUCGCAGGUGUCUUAUGAGGUCUUAUUAAAUGUCUUUUCAGCCAUAUUUGAGCGCCUCAGGAAUGUACUCCACGAGUCCAGCAUCGAUAAGAGGGUCCAGUACAUGAUUGAGGUGAUGUUCGCCAUCAGAAAAGACGGUUUCAAAGACCACCCGGUGAUCCCAGAUGGUCUGGACCUGGUAGACGAGGAGGACCAGUUCACCCACAUGCUACCUCUAGAUGACGAGUACAACACUGAGGACAUCCUCAGUAAGUCUCAGAGAGGGAGAGGAGCAGGAGACUCUUCAUGCUCGAAUCAUUUGAAUCAGUUUGUGUGUGUAGAUCUUACAUGAGUUUGUUCCUCCAGAUGUGUUCAAGUUGGACCCGGACUUCCUGGAGAAUGAAGAGAAAUACAAAACCAUCAAAAAAGGUCUGAAUCAGCCAAAAAAACAUUUCCUGUCACUGUCCAAUCAGCUGCCACUUUUACCACAGUUUAACCAAUCAGCUGUUACCUUCUGACAGAAAUCCUGGACGAGGGCAGCAGCGAUUCAGGGGAGGAUGGAGACGGGAGUGAAGGAAGCGAUGAAGAAGAUGAAGAGGAGAAUCAAGAAGAGGGAGAAGGUGAGUAAGAUGGGUUGUGCUUUUCUUUUAUCAAACUUGAGAAGAUCAUGUGCAAGUGCAAAAUAUUUCCACUGGUCCUUUUAAAAACAUUUGAUUUAUGUAGUGCUGGGCGAUAUGGAAAAAAAUGUAUAUCACGAUAUGGAUCAUUUUAUAUCACGAUAACGAUAUAUAUCACGAUAUAGCUAUGGUAUGCUUUCAGUUCUAUGAAAAAAAAAAAGUUUAUACAGCUGCACUAGUACAGUACCAGUACAAGACCAGCACUUAAAACUAGAAAAAUGAAUAAAUAAAUACGUGGCCGAAGUGCGUUCAUGUCUGUGCUCACCCAAAGUUAUGCAACACUCACAGAAAACGCCGAUAGUGUGAGCCAAAGCACUCCAUAAUAAUAAUAAUAAUAAUAAUAAAUUUAAUUUGUAAUGCACUUUACAUUUACAAAAAAUCUCAAAGUGCUACAGUACACAGUAAAAAAAGAGCAGCAACAAUAAAAAAGCAAUAGAAUGACAGUCACAGAUUGGCAUAAAAAAAGAAUUAAAAAAAAAUAAAAAAUAUAGAGUUGCAAAGUAAGAGGCAAGGUAGUAAAAGCAUAAAGCAUAGAGGAAAACUAACCAAAGGCUUUAUUAAAAAGGUAGGUCUUUAGGGCUCUUUUGAAGAGGUUGUUCACACUGCUAGAUGUUUCUCCUCCAAAGCUGCUCUCUGCCUCCAUCAUUUUUUACUUUACUCUUGAAGCACGUAGCAAGACCGGAGCAUGAAUCCGAGCGCUUUAUUCGCCUAUCAGGGGCAGACAGGUAAGGUGAUUUGAUUCGCCACGACUCCAGAAAUGAUUGAAAAACUACAGAAUGUCACAAAAUUACGUUUCCUCGCUGCUGGCUUGAAGGGUACAAAUGCGCAGCCGCGCUCCCAGCUGACAGGAAGUCAAACCACUGUUGUAGUUCUUUUGUGUUGCUAGCGCGGUCAAGAGUGUUAGCUCUCACUGAGAGAUGACUACAAAAAUGGACGCACCUGUUCAUCUGGUUGUUAAACACGGCUGAAAAAGAUCAUCUUUUCAUGUUGUUCCCGCUCCUGCCCACUCCCGUUGCCUUUUUUCCCGUCCCGUCCCGAUCAAGGGAUUAAUAAAAAAAUGACUCCCAUCCCGUGGGAUUCCCGCGGAAAUCACGUGACCCACGGGAAUUCCCGAAAAAUGUCAUCCUCUACAGGGAAGGUCCCGGAGCAGAUGAAACAGGUGCCGGAGCGGCUGAAAUAGAUCCCGGAUCCGAUCAAAAGAGGUCCCGGAGCGCGCUCCGACUUGCUCCGGCACAAAUUAAGCACUGCUUACAAUGAUCCCCUCACGUGUGUAACCCAGGUAACCCGCAACGGCGGGAGACGCUGGACACGAAGAGGGCACGUAAAGCGGCGUCAUGUCGCAAAAUCGAAAGAGAAAUGCGAGCCUACAUGUCAACGCAUCCUUUUCUUUGUAAUAAAAUAUUGUUUUCUUUCCCGUUCGACACCAAAUACACUUACUGAAUGUGCAAUUAUUGUUGUUGUUACUAUGAAUCAUCUGAUGGCACAAGCUCUAUGGAUUAAAUACAACCUAUCGCCCGAAACGAUAAAAAUAAAAAUGGCACGAUAGACAUUUUCUAUCGUGCCCACGAUAUCUAUCGUCCUAUCGCCCAGCACUAGAUUUAUGUGUAUUUUAGUUUUUGAGGCGCUGUUUGACAACGAAGAACAUUAUAAUAAAAUUCAUAGUCGCUCUAGUGUCCAUGAACACUGUCUGUUUUAAGGAAGGGUGUCCAGAGGGGAAAAGGUGCAAUCCAUCCUCCUGCAUGAAGACUUUUCUUAAGUUUAGCAACUUUCAGUUUCCGUGCAGCUGUGUAGCUUUUAUGUACUAUCUGUUAACCUCUCUGACCUGGCUGCUUAAAGCAUAACCUCUACCUACAUGGAGGUGCAUGCGUAGACAACUAGGGGGGCCAAAUUUUAAGUAAACUGAAAGUUCCUCACAGGAGCUUUAAAUAAAACUUAUCCUUAAAGCUGCUUCCGUUCAGCUAAAUAUUUGCCUUUUAAAAAUUCUAAUCAAGUCAAUGCAAUGAUUGGACUGUAAGAGCUCAGCUAGGGAGAGACUAUAGCUUUGAAUAUGCAAGGAGUGUGGCCAAAAAAGGAGAGACAGUGUUUUUAAAACUUCCUCAACAGCCAUCAGGGGGAGACAAAACUUUUAUCUGUAUCGUAAAAAGAAGGACAGUCCACAUUGGAGCCUGUUGAGAAAGACUGGGAGCCAAAGGCAGCUGUCUUAAUCUAUUUACUGUUCCAUUUUUGAGCUUAAAGUUUUAUAUUUAUCUGUAUAAGGAUCAUUCAACUGAAGCAAAACAGGCAUUUGAAUCACCUUCAAAACACGUUCUGUCUGUGUGUGUCCUUCUCAGAUGAAAAGGUCACCAUCUUCGAUAAGACCGAGGUCAACCUGGUGGCUUUCAGAAGAACCAUCUACCUCGCAAUCCAGUCCAGGUACAUAUGCACACGCUUAUCCACAAAAACACACACUCAGUUACACAGGCAGUGACUCAGUCGUCUCUCUGGAUUUUGGCAGUUAUUUACAGCUCCUUCUAUAUUUGAGAGGCUUGGACUCAUACUUAAAGCGGUGUUUAAAGCUGUGUGCGAGUGUGUGUCAGUACGUAUGUGUGUGUGUGCAGCCUGGUUACCAUGGUUUCAGUGAAGAGCAGUUCACAGGUUUGGAAAAUAAGAUCAAACACCAAAACAGAUUGAGAAAAUUACAAAUAAACAGUCGCACACAAACACGCACACAAAGUCUUUCAUACUUGAAUUCAUUGAUUGACAAGCACUUAUUGAUGAAGACACUGAUUGAUCGGCUCUGUCUACAGUUUGGACUUUGAAGAGUGUGCUCACAAACUGAUCAAGAUGGACUUUCCUGACAGCCAGACGGUGAGUACACACACACAGACACACACACACAUAGAGAUACUUGGCUACAAAAAAAAGGCUUCAGUGGCACUCUCGCACAAAAGCAGACACACACAUUUGAAUGAGGAUAUUUUUUUCCACCUAGGAGGACUGUGUUUCUCCACUGAGGCUGACUCUGAAAAUAUCAGUGACUCUGAAGUGUAGAUGAAUGAAACAUGCUGUCUUUAAACAGGAAACAGUUGGUGUAGAGCAUUCAAUAUUCAGGAUUAAGGAUUCAGAGAAGCGGGGAUAAUAUUGUAAAAAUCCUGUCUGUAUCAUCACGAUUUCCGUUCAGAGGACGUCAAGAUUACAGUGACACGAAUCCUAAGUGUAUCUGACUCUGUUUACACAUCGAACGACCUUACAAGUGUACCUAAACCAGCUGCGUGUGUGUAUUUAUGAGGUCAAAGCCGAUGACCCUGUCAGACCUCGUCUCAUCAGCAUCAGGACUGAAUCACUCGACACAACAGCUGGAACGCAAACACACACAAACACACUCACCCACUCCGUGACACACACUCUCUUCAUUGCCGCUCUUUCACACACUGACUGUCAGAGGUGUUUACUGAAGAAACGCACGUUUUCGUCGAGUCACAAAGUUUUUACAUCAACAUCAGUGGAUCAAGAAGUGACUGUGUCAAUAAAUAAAGUGGAAUUGAUGGAGACGUAUUGAUAGAGAGGGAACUUUUAACCCGCAGAUUAACCAAGAAGAACAAAUUGAUAGAGGUGGGAGAAAAGAUGGAUUCACACAAGUGUCGCAAUUUUUGUUUUACAAUUUUAAAUCAAUUUUUUUGUUCAAAAAUAGAUUUUUUUUUUUCAAAUUUAAGAAUAAAGGUCCUUACGCACCAGGAACGACACAAAUAUACGAUGCAAUUUACAAAAUUUGACGCGCCUGACUAUACUCAUCAAGCGUGAUGCGAUUUUGCGACUUUCCAGGGGGAAAAACCCAACAGCAGACAGACUGUUUUUCAGUUCUGAUUAGACACUAGUGUUGAGAUGUCUGUCUGUCAUGAUAGCAUGUACUGAGUCAGGGCCAGUACCAGAGAAGCACAUUAAACUAUAAUCCAUAAACGUAAGGUAACAACUGAGGCCUAAUGGUGCUGUGACAGCAACGCUGUGAUUGAGUUUGAGACAGUGAAAAUACAUAUGGGAUGUUGUAUCUGAACAGUUUAGCUUACGAGCUAAAGUUACUUAGCACAGAUGAAAGUUAAAACAAAGAUGUUUAGCAAACUGUUAAAGCAUAAAAACUAUCGUCAUAUGAGAAAUCCGAUCCUGUGACUCUCCACAAGUUGUCCUUCAGGUCGUUAUCUUUGUAAUGUUUGUGUCUUUUAUCAAAAGACACUCUGUUCUCCGACACGUAAACAAUCAGCCGGUUGGCCGUGUUGGAUAUACCGGUGAAUCAGACGUCGUAACAACAUGAAAUCUGAUUGGUCAGAAGUGGACACACAGUAUGCGAAACUUUAGGAAAAUCGACCGUGAUCCAAAAAAGUAAAUGCUGCAAUAUCGCAGGACGGGAAAACGUCGCUGAUGUGAACGCUUGUACUGACAGGAUAAAAAAAAAUAUUGACGUCCAAAAUAAUUGCAUGAAAAAAACGGUCCCGAUGUGAAAGGACGUUAAUCUUAAAAACUGACUUAAAUGUGGUUUGUAUUUUUGGGGGUAUAUGCUUCCUGGAAUAGUCAGUAGACAAUCAUAAUCAUUCAACUGUUCCACUGGUGUUAAAAAUGCAGAUUAAAAAUCGACAAUAUCGUAGAAUUGCAAUUUAAAUUGAAUCGGCAUCCAAAAAACCCAGCCCUACAAAAUGAUGAGAUGUUUGUCGCUAACUGCAGGUGAGGAUUAGUACUAGAGUGUUAAAGAAUCUGUAAUCAUGGAUGCAGCAGGGUAUUUUAGGCCAUUUUUCAAUUUUUCUCUUCAACAGAAAAAACGGUAUAUAAAAAGAGUAGGUGUUGUGAUCUGUAUAUUUAAAGUUUAAAUCUCUUUACUCAUGGGAACAGAGCUUAUUGUGCUGCAAUCAGCUGCUAACUCCCAACCCUGUUUGACUUAAUUAAAAAAGCAUUCAUUGAUAUGCCUUUUAUAAGAGCUAAACUGUUUUCAACUUUCAUUUUUUCAUUGUUUCAUUUAUUUAUUACCUGCUCAGGAAAAAUCUAUUGAAACAGAUAGUCUCACAGAGGGAAACUGUCUUAAGAUGUUGUCUGGGAAAAGUUGUCGGGGUCAGCGUUUGACCGUGUUUUUAGGUAACAUGAGACACUCCCAUCUCUGAUAUUUGAGCACAUGUCAUCACAGCUGCUUUCUACUCAUCACACAAAAUCAAAACAGAGUCCAGAGCCGCUGUUUAGCUCAAAGUUGAGUGACGACUUACUCGGGUGUGACCUCCUCAAAGAUUUUACAACUCACUGUUCACUUAUGUAUAACACUUACACCCUGUUUAACUCUCAGCUUUAAAUAAAUAGUUCACAGUUGAUCAUUUAUGUGUGAUUGUGAAUUUGUUGGUUUUGUGUUUUAAUAAGAUGUUUGAUGUUUGUGUGAACAGAAGGAGCUGUGUAACAUGAUCCUGGACUGCUGCGCUCAACAGAGGACCUACGAGAAGUUCUUCGGUCUGCUGGCCGGGGUGAGACACACAAACGCUGUUUUAGGGGUCCCUAAAUGUAAAGAGGCAGUCCAUCCACAAAACUAAAAAAUGAUCAUUUUCUAGACACUUCUCAGGUUUAGAGAUUUUUGUCCUUAAAUUCACCUCCAUCCAGAUGAAAAAGGGGAGAAUUAAAUCAAUUUUAGCUGCUCAUGAGAUCAUUCAUCUCUUUCAUUUCUGUUCUAGAGGUAAUGAAAAACAAUCUGGACGGUUUUAUUGAACUGUUUGGUGGAGAUUAAUUUUAUCUCCAUGCUGUGAAGUUCACAGAGACCAACCGCAACAGUGUGCUACAUUCUUCCUUUAUACAAGGCCUGUAUAUGAAAAUAUGACAGGCCUAUGUAUGGAAUCUCAAUGGGGCUUAUAUAGGGGCUGAUAUAGAAAUGAGUCACUGUUGAGCCUGCGUCUUUCUUUAUAUAUAUAUGUACCCUUUUAUUUUACUUUAUUUGCACUCAUUUAAUAAAACCCCCGGUCUGUGAGAAUUUACAGUGUUGGCCUUAAAUCCUGUAACAUGGCAAUGUGGUUUGACACACAUAAAUUUCGUUAUUCAAUCUUGAAAUUUCUGGGGUUUUUUUUGUUUUUUUUAUCAUUUGUAAGUUUGGGACUUUCUUUGAUUGCAUAUUGUCUUAAAUUGAAGUAAAAGUUAUUACUAUUUAAAAGUAAGUUUGUAGUUUAUGAUUCUAAACAAAAAAAUCAACUCGAGGGCACAUGUUAACACUUUGGCGUGCGUGUGUGUGUGUGUGUUUGUGUGUGCAUGGACUUGUGUUUUCAGAGAUUCUGCCUUCUCAAGAAAGAGUACAUGGAAAGUUUCGAGGCCAUUUUUUCGGAGCAGUACGAAACAAUCCAUCGACUAGAGACCAACAAACUUAGAAAUGUGGCUCGACUGUUCGCUCACCUGCUGUACACCGAUUCUGUGCCAUGGAGUGUAAGGACACACACACAGAUUCACACACUUUUUUGGUUUCCAGGAUUCAAAGCACUUUUUUCAGACCCCCUGAAACUUGAGUUGAACUGAGCUUCCAUAAAUCACACUUGAAGCUGGUUGCUCCCGCUCUCUUCUGGCUUCCUAAUAAUUCAUGAUUCUUUGUCUCUCUCUCUCACUCUCUCUGUGCUGUGUGUUGUGAACGUCCCUCGACCAGGUGUUGGAGUCUAUAAAGAUGAGCGAGGAGACAACAACAUCCUCCAGCAGGAUCUUUGUGAAGAUCCUUUUCCAGGAGCUCUGUGCCUACAUGGGCCUCCCCAGACUUAACCAGAGGCUCAAAGACCAGUAAGAAAACUUGCAGGAACAGUCUUCUGAGCUAUUCUGGCAGAAGUACUUUCAGUUGAUUUAUUUAUGUAUUCAAUUCGUUGAGUAUAGAGUAACAUAAACUUACUUUUUAAACAGAUUAAAUGUAAAAUAUGUCGUCAGUUGCACACAGUAAGUAUGAAAUGAUUGUUAAAAAUGUGUUUGUGUGUUUCAGGACACUGCAGCCAUUCUUUGAAGGUCUGUUUCCUCGUGAUAAUCCGAGAAACACCCGCUUCGCCAUUAACUUCUUCACCUCCAUUGGACUGGGAGGACUGACGUAAGACACAUAGAAAGACAUAUACAACUUGGAAAAUGAAACUAAAGAAAGACGAGACAAGAGAAGAGUAGAGUAACACAUAACUUUCCUGUGAUCAAACUUCUUCAGAAAGGAAGUCGCCUCAUUAAACGAUUGUUCAUCGAGCUCUUAUUUUGAUAUUAUCAUUCUCAUAUUGAGGUCACUUUAAUUUCCUGCUUUGCCAAAAUAUGCUUUUAUUUUGAAAUAUACAACUCCUGGUAGAUGGUAAGUUACAGAGCUGAAAGGAAACAGUUAAGAGAACGAUAUUUAUCCCUUACUGUAGGAGGAAAGACCCACUGAAACUGAUGCCUCAUUUCCAUGAGUGUCCUGCAGUAAUACAAUGAAACACUGUAAAUGUUUAAGUGUUUUAACAUUGAGAAACAGUUACGGGUACUUUCUCUGGAGAGUAUGUUGAAAGCUCUUGUAAAGAACUUCAGGUUUGUGUCAGUUUCAAUGAUCGUUCACACUUUUAUUUCCCUCCUUUUCUUUUAGGGACGAGUUGAGGGAACACUUGAAGAACGCUCCCAAGAUGAUCAUGACCCAGAACCAAGAGGUUGAAUCAUCUGACUCCUCGUCCUCCUCCGAAUCCUCCUCUUCUUCAUCUGACUCCUCUUCCUCCGACUCGUCCAGUGAAUCAGAUUCAGACUCCUCAGACUCGUCCUCCAGCAGCAGCAGCUCAGGUAAAAAUACUACCGCUCAAUUCUGUUAUUAAAGGGUCAGUUUCUGCUUUUGUUUAUUAUGACUGAUGAUUUUUUUCUCCUUGUCCUCCAGACUCAGACUCCAAACACAGGAAGAAGAAGAGAAAGAAAGACCAAAGUGAAGAGAAGAAGAAGAGCAAGAAGAAGAAAGAGAAGGUCAAAAAGGGGAAAGACAAACAGUCCGACAAAAAGCGAUCAGGAAGGAAAAGCGACAAUGACGAGGAUGACAGCGACAACGAGAAGCAGAAGAGGAAGGACAGGAAAGGCGGCGCACGUGAGGUAGAGGAGCGAGAGCGUGCACGUGAUGCGGAGGAGAGAGAGCGUGCACGUGAUGGCGCCCGGCGAAACAGACGGGACGAAAGAAUGGAAGAGGAGGAGCACCGGGAGGAAGACGGGAGGCGAAAAGCCGAAGUUCAAAGCCGACAAAGGGAUGAAGAAAGAAAUAGAGACAGAGACAGAGGGAGGGAAAGAGAGAGAGAGAGAGAAAGCGAGAGAGACAGAGGGAGAGAUAGAGACUACGAGGAGAAAAGGGAGGGUGAGAGGGAGCGUGAGAGGCAGAGGGAUAGAGAGAGGAAUAAGGAGAACAGAGACAGGAACAGAGAGGAGAGGAGGAGGAGAUAAAACUCUUCAUCCCUCCGUCCUAAAGCAGGAGUGAUGGACUGAUGAUUGACAGAUGUAUGAAGCCUUCAUCCUUUCCUGCUGUCAGCCCUCUCUCCUUCACCUCAUCCUGUCUCACUCUGGUGUUUUUGGUUUGGGACCUUUCCUUUCCUCCAUGUUUUGUCAGUCUGUAUUUUCUAAUGAUGAUAUUUGUUGUUAAUGAAAUGUGAAGAAAAAAAACAUUAAAGUUGCUUUAGAUGUUUUUUAACCUGUUUCCAUUUUAUUUGUUUCUGCUUUAAUCAAUCUCACCGUAUUUACAUUUCUAGUGUUUUUACAUUCGAGCUGCAAAAAGCUGUUAAUGUUCCUAAAUGAACAAACUUGAGAGAAUAGUUUGUUCAUCUGGGACUUUGUGAUUUAAGAGGAAUUUCUUCUUCCCACUGAGAGAGUCUGGAGUUUUUUUUUUUGUGCACUGUGUGAAAUGACACUGGUGGGCAGAUGAAAACUGAUUCUGCAGCUUUACUGGGCCAGGUCCAAAAAAUACAGAGAACAUUUGCGACAACUUAAUGUGUUAAAUGGACUAUGCAUAACUGCGGCGUGCCGAUAAGGUCAAAAGAUUGCAAAAUUUUACUCCGUGUGGCAUCAGAUGGCAUGAGCAGGAAUAGCCUCCUCUUUUAGACUUACAAAAAUAACCUGUGCAGACGUAAAGAGUGGUAAUUUUUUAAUGUUGACAGCAUUCAUAAAAGCUUUAAAAACACCUCAACCACUGCAUUUCAAAAUUUCUGAAGACUGAAAACGCCUUUUUUUGUUUGUUUUAACUGAUUUCAGAAAUAGUGGAAACUUUUGAAAUUCACCUCCCUGAUGGUAAGUUUUAUUUUAAUUUUUAUUUUGCAUAUUUCAGGAAAAAGUUGAUGCAUCCAGAUUAUCAUUUUCCGUUAACUGUAACAUUUUUUCAUGCUGAAAUUUAUCCCUAAUGCUAUUUCAAUUACUUUAGACACUAGCUGGACUGCUUAGUAGUUAGCUACAAACAUUGUAUUGUGUGUUGUUGCUGUUAGCAUAAAAACAAAGUGAAAAACUUUGUUUUAACCAUAAAGGUAAAAUGAGUUACCGUCUGAAUUAAGGGGAAAAACAGUUGAAGGUGCAGCGUAGUGUAGGUUGAGUUUUUACCUUUGAUUUCUUCGCUAUGAGAAACAGAUGGUCAGAACAGAACUUGUCCAUCCAGAACUUCUUUGUUAAUUAUUUAUCAAUAAUUUGCAUUCGUAUUUUGUGUAUAUUUGACUAUAAUCUCUGCAUCUUAUCUACAGUGUUAGCCUACUGUUACGAUUCAUUAGGUUUAAAGUUUCAAGUGAAAUAAAAACUGUUACAAUUUUCAAUCCUGACAUUAGCCAUGAGAAACUAACACGACAGUUAUCUCCUUCUAGUAAGUCUUAAUCAAGAGUGAGAAAAUGUUUCUACCAACCCAUGAUGUGACUGUACAACAGUUUUUAUCAGACAGUGAAUUGAAAAUAAAUCAGACAUAUACUGAAUCCACUCUUACAACUGAUAUAUAUUUCUGAUCAAUGUCAAGGCACCCCUUGGUGACUGUUUUACAAUUCAUCUUUCCUCUGGUUUUUUUUUGACUGGUGAAGCUGAAAAGUGUCAGUGAAGUUUUACCCACUGCAGUGUGGAAUCAAAAGUAUUUAAUUUGGAGGCAUGUUUUUCUGUUUCAAGACUUCCUUGCAGGCUGCUCUCAUGUAGCCUCACACAUCGCUCAUCUGAUUUUCCCUCUCUCUUUCUGUCUUCUUUCCAUCAGCUACACCCAAAACCAUCCCUGGUUUGACUGAGGACCAAGAGCUGAUCAUCCAAACACAUUGACAGGUGUGCUCUAAUUGACCUGCUGUGAAUGUGUACUGUACUGCCAUGUGUGUGUAAUUUUUUAAUUGUUUAUCCAGUCCAGUUUCUCGGAAAAACAAUGCCUGCCCUCUCCAGAAGUUUUAUCACACUAGCCCACACUUAAUGUGUUUUUGAAGUUUUUAUAAGAUUAUAUAAUUUUUAAACGGUAAACCCAAUUCUCUCACUAAAACACUGGUUAUUAUUUCACAAAGGAAUCAUUGUUGGACUGUUGUAUGAAGACCAGAUCCUUUAGGUGUUCCAGAACUUGUCCCGGGGCGUAUUUAACACCUAUAUUAUUGAAGGUACCUUCAUCCAUGACAUUUGUAGACUAUUCUUGAAUUUUAAAACCACCUGUUAUUAUCAGAGAAUGAAUACCUGUCUGUGUGCUUUCAUGGUCAGUAGUGUCGGACGGGGACAUUCUUAUCUUCACUCUUCAUUAUAAUAGUCUGGGACACCUAUUGAAUAGUUUUGCAUAGUUUACAUGUCAAAAAACUCCUCAUCUACCUGAAACUAGCAUCCAUGAAAACCCUCACUGCAGCACUGAUCAGCCUCUGCCUGGUGUUGUUUGUGUUCUCUUCACUUCUCCACCGAGUGUUACUUUUUGCAUGUUUUUUUAUUCAUUUAACAACCUCAGAGUUAUGCCUCUACACAUUAACACUUGUCACAUUAGCUGCUUUCAGUAGGGCCCAGUCACCUUGGGUUCGAGGACCCUCUUGGAACCCUUAGGACAUAACUCUUUCCACUGAAUGAAUUGACCUUUGGGGGGGCUUUAACAUGCCUUAACCUCACUAAAAUUUGCACAUGUAUCAGGUGCACCUCUAACAGUUAAAAGAUCUCUGGCAAAACUUGCUCCAAAAUUCCUCCAAAAUCUGCCCCCUGAAGUUUUUUAAAAACCCCAUAGAGGAGGGGUAUUUAAAAGGGGCUGCUAGCAUUUUAGGGUUGUUAGCAGGACCACAAAAAUAGAUGUUCUGCCAUGAAACAGGAAGUAGUUUUUAUCUCAGUCUUGCAUAUUGCAGUCUGACCCAUUCUCUUCAUGGUAUGUUAGGGGUCCAGGUCUGAACACAUGCAUACAGCAAUGUUUGAAUGAGUAUUUGCAUGAAUUAUGCUCUGAUUAUCCAUGAGAUGUUGGUCUUGAUACGCAACCUACAGACACCAGAGAAUUACUCCCUCCACAAAUCUCCCUUUGCAUGCUUUUGGUACAUUCCCAAAUCUUCCCUCUAACACUCCUGAGAGCACAUGAUUUUACACUACAGCUGUCCUUUUUUCGCUAUCACAGAAAGUAGUAUUUUAGAGGGCUUAAAAUACUAUUCGGAGGAGUUUCAUCAACAGGUAAACACACCCAUCUCUCUGCAGUAUUUAGCUGGAGACAUCACUGAUCAAACAACCUGCUUUUACCUAUCUGUAAGAGUUACUCCAGUAUUUUACUGAGUGUCUUACAUGAUGUGAAUUUCAAACAUUUUGAACAACAUCUGCCAGUAAAAAUAGCUCAUUUGAGGUCUGAAAGAAUGCCCGGCUGCACCAUAGGUCCACAGUCAGAGUUGGCUUUCUCUUCAGUUCAACAGCCAGGCAUUUUUAGCUCCCGCUUUUUCUAAUUAAGCUCCCCCACAAUUACCUGCCACAGCUACUGAGCCUUUCUGUUUGAUUAAGAACCAUCUUCUCUUCAGGCGGCUCCGGUCCAGAAAAAGAGACAUCCACCUCCUGAAAAUCCACAGGAAAACAUUCACAGAUGGUAGUGUUCGCCUUGAAGGUGACACAUGGUGCUGAAGAGUUAAAGUGACAUUCCAGCAAAGCGGGAAUUUGGUCAUUUUUAGAUGAAAACACCUCCAGGAGUCUGUACUGUAUCAGAGCUUUAUUUGAUUGAACAGUGGAAAAUACAAGACAAUUUUAAGGUGUCCAUCAAUGAGCCUACAAGUCCAUCCAAUUCUUCAUACGUAUAUCACCUUGCCAUAAGCAGUUUCAUGUAGAAACCAUCUGAAUAUACUGAUAUGACAACAUAAAUACGAAGGUAUGUUUAACAGUUUACUCAGAAUCUAAAUUUGCUGCUCACUCUGGCUGUUCACAAAGCUAAGGAGCUCUGAACCAAACCUCACCUACAUGUCAUCACUGCCUGUUGACACUGUGGCAGAAAACUUGACUUCCUAUUAGUGUUAUACUGUAGAACAUCCUGUCCUGCAAUCCAGGCAACAGCAGGGAUGAUGUUCAGUGAUGUAUUACCUUUAUUACUGAUUUUUUUUUUUCCAGCCUUGGACAGACCCAGGCUAGCUUCUCCCUUUGCUUUCAGUCUUCGUUCGAUGCAAAUUUUCUCCUGGUUGAAGUAUCAAAUUGAUUAAACAAACAUGAGAGUGAUUGACCUUUUUUUAUCUUGCUCAUGUCCUCUUUUGCAGCGUAGAGAAAAACGUGUGAUCUUAGUGUGUUUGACUGACCUGAUAAGCAUCUUUAACUGACAUGCUGUUGAUUGCCACCUCUAUACUAUCAGUGCUUGAAUCAAAUUGUGUGUCCAGAGGGUGUUAUCAUUAUUUUACUGGUUUUAAUGGGAUCUCCCCCAUCUCCCAGCUUUCUCUUCCUCACACACGCACACACACACUAACACAAACAUGCACACUCUGCUGUAUCCUUGUGCAACCUUGAUGUGAUGUUCAAGGUGAGAGGGGGAGAUGCCUGUGGGUGUGUGUGCGUGUGCGUGUGUGUGUAAAGUGGGUCGUUGCAGUGCUGGACUGUGAUUGGCUGGAUGUCCUGGGGAGCAAAGGAAUCAGAUUGGUUUGCUGUAGUAGCAAACUGAGGAACAGAUCCACUGGGACCUGGGAGCUGCAAGGAACUAUGGGAAACCACAGGAAGGGGAGAGGGGGAAAGGGGCAAAAGGGGGAUGGAGGAUAGAAGUGGAGGAGAAAAGAACCCCUUUUUCUGUCUGUUUAGAAGUCCAAACAUUUCUGUAGACGACAGAUAUGUUAGGCUAAGUUUUGCGGAACUCAGUCCCUUUAUGGACAUGGUCCCUAAAGUUCAUCAGCUAGUCCCUUACUUUGUUGAUUAUAAUUUGGUGUUGUAAAGGCGUGGUUGGGUAGGGUUUUUAGAGCAUUUCACUAAAGAAACAAGCAGUUUGAGUGAAUCUGAAUUGACAGCUGUAAAAGCCAAAACAUCACGCUGAAAGACGUUUUAGUGCUGCUGGUGUGUCGGAUUAGGCGACCACAGAGCCAUUAAUUCAUGGUCAUGACUUGACCAGCAGAUAUGACAGACUACAUGGUGGUACCUGACCAGUCAUCACAAUUGACAUAAACAUUUUAUGAGGAAGGGGGGGCUGGUUUAGACGACACCAGGAAAAUUCUAACAGCAGAUACUGAGCAGGUCGCUGAAUUAGGUUUUAGAACAUCCUGUCCUGCAAUCCAGGCAACAGCAGGGAUGUUCAGUGAUGUGUUACAUUUGUUACUGAUCUCUUUUCUUUUUUUCAACCUUGGACAGACCCAGGGUAGCUUUCCCUUUGCUUCAGUCUUCUUUCAAUGCAAAUUUUCUCCUGGUUGAAGUAUCAGAUUGAUCAAACAAACAUGAGUGAUUGACCUUUUUUAUCUUGUUCAUGUCUUGUUUUGCAGGACGCUGAAUUAGGUUUACUUUUCAUGUCAAUAUCAGUCUUAAGUCUGACACAUCAUGAAGACAGGGAGCUUGACAAACCUUUCCUCUGUUUCAUAGAUCCAUCUUUCAGUUUUGGCUUUGCCGUUUUGUUUGUUGAUUUUGCAUCUGCAGAGCACUUUGUUCUAUUGUUGGUUAUUGGCAACACACAGCUCAUGGGAUAAGAUGUUUUACCAGGCUGGGUCCUGAAAUGUUUGAGUCCACGUCUGCUUGAUUGGACUAUAAAUGUGCUUAAAACUUCAAGUCUGAUCUCAGCAUUAUGGGAACUACAGAGUUUGGUGAUUGAUCAUUUCAAGAAACUUGUUUUCUGCAGAAGUUCACAUGAAAAUCUGCUAGUAUUGACACAUGAGAACCAGCAUUACCAACUUUCAGACAUGAAGAGAUUGUACAAGAGGGGAUUUUAUAAAAGAUGAAGUAAUCUACCUUUUUUUCCAGCUGUCUACUCCUAUUACCACUUCCCCAAGAAUCUAAUUGCCAAAAACACAACAAUGCCCUUAUAUAUUACCUUUUUACUCAGAUAUGCAGUUCACCAAAGGGUAAUUCAUUUCUUAAUCAGCUGCAGAAUUCAUCAGGUUCAUCAGGUUUCAGCUACAAAAAUAACACCGGUGGGAAGAUUGAUUUAUAAUUCAUUGUUGAUUUGGGGGGUUUUUCAGAGGAUUUGUGGACUGUAUGAAAAAAUAUUUUAUUCAAAGGAUUAUCCCCGGGGUCCAACAUGCAGACAGAGAAAGCCAAGAAGUCUCCCAUCCUGCUUUGGGUUUGUUGUGAAAGCUUCAGAGGAGGGCAGACAAGCUCAAGUGUCUCUCUCAGAGCAGUGGUGAGGAAUGUCUCAGCUGCUUAACAUCACCUUACCUGUCAGUGUGUGUGUGUGUCUGAACUCAAGUCCUCAGGAAUCUGUGGGUCAAUUCAGUUCAAGGUCCUAUUUUUGUCAACCUUCCAGUUUGGCUUCAGAUUAAUUUGGCCCUUUAAAUCUUUUGUACGUCUUUAAAUGUACAAAACAAGAAAGAAAGAGGAAUGAUGAGUGUUGUUGUUCAGGAGAACUGCUGAAGUUGUCCAAAAGGCGCGUGAGUAACUCUUAAAGCACAUUUAAAAAGGCCUGAACAUCAUUAGGAAUCAUAUCUGUUGUUAAACUUGCCAGUCAGCAGACAUCCGAAUUCAGCAAGGUCGAAAAAAAAGAGUUUGAGGAGUCAGAAUGCAGGAUUUCAAUGGACACUUGUUCGUUUAUCCAAGAGCGGGAUUUUCUUUUGCUGUUUUUAACAUCACAUAUCUGAAUCUUGGCCUAUCCUACCUAUCCAUUUCUUGAUCUGAUCAUCAACAGGUGCUCUGUCAUCUAUCAGAGCUGUAGAAUUAAUAUAUUUAAGAAUUGUCUUUAUUUACUUUCUCUAAAUGAAUUGUCUAAAACUUGUAAAAUACAGACAGGCCAUCACAUACCCGCAGUUUCUGCCAAAAGUUUAAGUUCCUUUUGUCUUCCCGUCUUAAUAUGCCUUGUUUGAUUGUCUGUUUGUCUGUUUUUUGAAGUUUGCGCUCCUUUUUAUGUUUGUGAAGCACUUUAACUGUUUUUAAAGUUCUCCAUAGAGUUUUAUGGACUAACUUACAUCAUUUGUCAAGGGGAAAAUUAAGCUGUCUGACUUGAGCAGAAAAUGUUCUGCUUCACUGGCAAAAGGGUCAAAGUUCGGAUCCCUGAUCAGAUUCUGUUUGAGGUUUUCUUUUUUUUGAUCCAGCUUAAUUCUUUCAACUCAUCACUCAGUCUGAUUAUUGAAGCCUGCUCCUCUAGUGGUUUUAAACUUUACCAAUAUUUUACACAGGAAUUGACUGAUUUCAUUGGGAUCUCUUUGAUCAAAUGCCCCCUAAAUCUCAGCAUUUUUUCUGGAGUUCAACUUGAUGAACUUCAUAACAUAAUUGAUAUGCCCUCAAGUUUGAAGUAAACACAGCUAAGCGCUUGGUACUCCUCCGAUUAGCUAAAUAAAGUGCAGUAGAUAGAUUUUAAAAAUAGUUGGAUAAUACAGCCCAAGUAGUGAAAAUUUGAUGCAUUGCCAUGGGGAUGGGGGGGACUUUUACCUUUUUCCAAAAGAAAAACAAAAACCUGGCUGAAACUCAGUGGAAGAUGCUCUCCUGGCAGAGAAAAUAAGAUUAAAUGCCCCUCUGGUGGAGAAAACAUUAUCUGUGGCCCUCAGGGAUGCUGAGCUAGAGGAGAAAGUACAGGACAAUGCAGGAUCCUUCCAGUAGAGAAAACAGAAAAAGUGCCCUACAUUACCCUCAAUGUAGACAUUAGAGAGAAUGUAAUACAGGCCCUCAAUUGUUCCCACCCAAUGGAGAAAACAUGAUGAAGCACCAUCUACCCUUUUAAGGGAUAUUCCAGUGUAAAAUUAAUUUAGGGUCAAACACACCAUAACACCGAGUUAGACACGCCCUCGAGAGAUGAAUGUUGCCAAGUACCUGGUUCUCUAGUCAUACCAACUUUAGUAAUGACCGUAGGAUACAGUACACAGCGGUCUGAGGAGCCAUAAACAAACCUCAACCAAAACGCUUUGGCCACGAAUAAUACAGCACCUAACUUCAUCAACAGUACAUAUGGGGUCCCAGCCUCAACACAACUCACCUGCUCUCUUCCAGCAGCCGCUUGUUUGUAGCGAGACCUCGGGCCAGUUCAAAGUUGAAAAGAUGUUUGGUUUUAAUUUUACGCCAUUCUUCCUUUAAGUGGAAAAGGCUGAUUUGCCGCUGAAUAAUCAAAAGGUGACAAACGCCUGUUUAGCGGUGAAAACUGUGCAGUUGCCCAUUAUGUUAGAGAUGUGUUGACCUCUGCUUGCCUGAAUGGUUAUGUAGACCCUCAUGCGCCCUUACAGUAGUCUUUCCUUUACUACUUAGUUUUUCUAUCAGAUAGGUGUGAAUGUUUGGCUGUUGUUGGCAUGUUGACUGUUUUCCUUCAGCUUGACUCCAUCCACCCAAAAAAAAAAAACCCACCAUACUGUUAACCAACACUAAAAAUAUCUAUAGAAGAAUGGGUGUUUAUAAGCUUUUUUGCCCCACUUGUUAAGAGGUAAGUCUUGCUGAGUCAUAAAAAUAAAAUGAACAUCUCAUCAAGGGGUGGUACAGUCUGGUCAUAAAUUUAUCACAACUAUCUGUAUGCGGAAGCUCAUUAAUUUCCACCUAUUUUCAAUGACCACCUGGGUCCAUCUGCGUAAAAAGAAGCUGAUAUAAAUAAGAGGAAUUAGGAAUUUCAUUUAAGUCUUUAAACAGAAAAUACUUGCUUAUUUUUAUAUGGCUGACAGUUAACUAGGUUUUCAGUAGCUCUAUUUAUCAUGUGUGGCUGGGAACUGUCAAAUGGUCCUUAAAUUUGACACCUCCUGAACAGGUGAGUUGACAGUGAAAACAGAGAGAGGAAAAAAAACAGUGUCGGGAACAGUGUGUGUGUGUGUGUGUCAUGCAGCCAGUAUUUACAGUAUUUUUAAAACAAGAUUUUAUCCUCUUUUUGCCACCAACAAAACCUGGAUGACUGUCAACCAGAACCUGCUGUUCACACGCACUCAGACACACACACUCAAACAAACACGCACACGCAGGUAACAAGCUGGGUUUAGAGAGCCUCUUUUUUCUGACAUAAAUCAAUCCAAUAUUUUAUUUUUAUUGGAAGCAAUUUAAUCCCAUCUCUCUCUCUCUCUCCCUAUCUCACUCACUCUCUCUCUCCCUCUUUUCUCUCUCUCUCUCUCUUUCGUGUGUGACGCAUGCGCAGUCCCGGCGCUCCGCUCGGUGCAGCGCAGAGCGCGCGGCUCCCUGUGCUCCUUCAGAGUUGAUCCGUGUCCGGAUACCUGAUGGAUGCGAUGACCGAUGAGUGAUCCGGUGAAGAGCGUGCGCGCACCUGCAGCCAGGAGAUACAGACCCGGUCUUAGCAUCGAUUAUUGAUCAAUGAUCGGCAGCUGCCGGGAGUGUGUGAGAGCGGAGUUGAGCGCUUUAAACCUACAGGACUCUACUUUCUUCAUCCAUCCAUCACCUCCUCCUCCUCCUCCGGUAAGUCACCUUCCUCCUCUUUUUUUUUCUCUUUCUCCUCAUCACCUGUAUCUUUCCCGUCUUUCACUCCUCUCUUCUUCUUAGUUGUAUAUUUAAUUUCUCUUAAUCCAAGGCUCGAACAGCAGAAGCUUUAAUCUGUGAAUGUUCCGGAGGCUCAUCGUCCGUCUGUUGAUCGUCCGGAUCACUUUGAAGCUGAAAAAUUAACUCUGACACCUCACCAAAUGUCCGUCUCUCGUGUUUUUUUCCCUCCAGACGAUUUGUAACACUUGUUUGUCUGCACUUUGAGUCUCUGUGUUGGUUCUUGACCGCAACAGUUUCACUUCAUGGCUAAAUUUAGUUGACUUCAGUGCCUCAGACAGCGGUAGAAAACUACGAUUUAAACCUGGUUUAUUAUAGGCUGCGAUGUUUCUUCCUAAACGUGGUCAUUUCUAAAGUGUCACUGAAAUAGUGAGGCAGAGACUUCAAAUUAAAGGCUGUGGAGGAAGUAUUCAGAGUUCAGUCUGCAGAGGACACCAGGAAAACUAGUACAAAUCCAAUAGCCAUUAUGAUUUUUGAGGACUUUGAAAACAAACGUAAUCAGUAAAAUAUACUUCAAGUAUCAAAAGUGGUUAAAAUAUAUUCUUCUUAUGAAUAAACCUCAAAUAGUGUGUAUCUUACAAGCAGAUUUUCAUAGUCUCUCAAAGUGAAAUGCAACUGAAAGUAGACCUUUAAUGUUCACAACAGUGUUAUCUUAAUUUUAAGCUGGUUAUAAUGAAUUAAUAUAAAAUCAAUGAAGGGUAGUCAUAGGCUGAAAGUACACAAGUGUGAAGCACCCGGUAAAUUCAAGAUAAAAACGCUGAGCACAAGUACCUUAAAAUUGCGCCUGCCUAUUGUGGACUUCAGCAUUUUAUUUUUUAUAAGAGGCCACAUGCGAAAUUCACUUCAAGUAGGGGAAACUGGGUAUGGUUGUAACAAGGGAAGAACUGUAACGUGACCAUUUUGUCCAAUCAGGCAUAACAUUAGAAGUCACAUUAUCAUUAUCACUUCCUUCUUGAUCGCAUGAUGAUCUGCAGGGCGGUUUGCGAUUUCUUAUUUUUGAAUGAUGGUAGGGGAAAGUCCUGCCUCCUUCACCUCUGAUUGGCUAGAAAAGCUGGGAACGUCAUCACACGCUCAAGCCAAACGCGGGCUGUCGGCUCUCUCCAUCAAACAGAACAUUACAGAACAUUAUCACACUUCUGAAUCUUCUAACUCUAACCCUAACCUGACAGACGAUGACAUUUUAUAGCCAUUAGGAAUAACCAAUUGGAGCCCAGCACUUCUAGCCAAUCAGAGGCAAAGGAGGGCGGGACCUUCCCCUACCAUCCUACAAAAAAUAAUUUCGCGGGCAGUUUCUUGUACUAGUACCCCACCCCCUGGUUGUGUCUCACCAGUCUGGGCCAUGACAGCUAAAUCCAACAUCAAUAUACAGGCCUCUGUUACUUAACUGUGCAUCACUACUGGAGUAUAAGUAUGUAAUAUUUGUUAAGAAUAUAACUAAUUUAGCUAACUUGUUCUUGUAGAUAUUUUCAUUUUAAAUUCUAAAUUCUCACUUUUAAUGAAGCACGGUUUGCAAAGGGAAGCUGAGGCUCAGGUGUGGAGUCUGUUGUCUGUCCUCUGACAGGGGCCCCCCUAUCCUAAGUCCUGCUGUCCACAUGUUGUAAUGUCCUUAACCCCAAACUGCCCCCAGUGGCUGGGCCAGCAGGAUUAGCGAAUACUGAUAGGAACCAUUUUUAAGGUAGAAUUAGGGAUUCGAGACAUUUAAUGGUUGCAAACAUUCAGUCUUUUGUCCACAAUAGAAAAAAAAGUCCACUCUCCAAUUGUUUCCUUUGUGUGCAUUAUUUCAGCUCAAAAUAAUAACUAUCAAACCUUAAAAGAAUUCAGUAUGAAAGUCAUAACACAUUUAUUUUAGAGGAUGGAGCAGGCACACGGUAUAAUCUUGUGUAUGUAGUGAACAUGGUACAUUAUUGUCAGAUAAUCUCUUACAAAGCCCUCACACACGCUUGCACAUACUCUCAAAUACACACACACACACACACACACACACACACACACACACACACACACACACACACACACACACACACACACACUCAGUGGAUUCACCCUGAGUCGUCCCUUGUUGUAAUCUCUGUCUUUCUGUCACGGAGAUGUUGUUAAUUUUCACUCAGGUGAUGGUAUGACUGACCCUGCUUGUGUGUCUUUGUGUGUGAGUGUGUUAGUGUGUUAGUGUGUAGUUCAGUCUGAAAUUGACCCCCCUAAUCAGCUGGACUUUAGUGCCCCCUGUAGCUUAAUAGAAAGACACCUGGGUGCUGAAUACACCUUUUCUUUCCUCUCUACCUGGUCCUUCCCUCUUCCUUUCCUGCCUCCUUCUUUACUUCCCUUAUUCUCCUUUCCUCAGACGCUGUCUUCUUUUCUCCCUCGCCUUCAUUUUUCUCACUUUUCCAUUGUGGCCUGAAAACUGAUUUCAGAGCUUCAGCUCUCCUGAAUGAAAUGACUGAGGGACUUUCAAACCUGCUGUGAUUUUAGUCUCUCCUCCUUUCUCUCCAUUCUCCAUCCUUCCUUCCUUCCUUACUUACUUCUGUCCUUCCUUCAUACUUUGUGAUUUCUGUCUCUCCUUCCUCUUUCCUUCCCUCCUUAUGUUUUUCAUCUUUUCUCCCUCCCUAACAUUCUUAAGGGUUAACAUCUUUCUCUCCUUUCCUUCUUUCCUUCCUUCCUUCCUUUCUUUCUUCCUUAUUUCUGCCUUUUCCUCCUUCUUUCCUUGUGGAUUUUGUCUCUUCUUCCUUCCUUCCAUCUUUCCUUCCUGCCUUUUUUCUUACCUUCUCUCUUUCAUCUGUCCUUCCAUCCUUCCUUUUUUCUUUCUUCCUGCCUUUCUUUCUCCAUUUCUUCCUUUGAUAUUCCUUCCCAUUCCCUUCCUUUUUUUCCUUUGAUCUUCCUUCCUUCCUUCUUUCCUUCCUUCCUUUCUCCCUUCCUUACUUCUAUCUUCCUUUAAGUCUUUCUUUAAUUCUUUCUUCCUUCCUUCCUUCCUUUUUUCUUUCUCCCUUCCUUCCUUCUAUCUUCCUUCCCAUUCCCUUCCUUUUUUCCUUUGAUCUUCCUUCCUUUUUUGUCUUCUUUCCUGCCUUUCUUUUUCCCUCCCUUCCUUCUAUCCUUCUUCCCAUUCCUUCUAUCCUUCUUCUUUCCUUCCUUCCUUCCUUCUUCUAUCUUCCUUCCUUCCAUUUUCCUUUUUUCCUUUCUUACUUCCUCCCUUUCUAUCUUAUUCUCUCUUUUUUCUCCUCUUUUUUCCAAGUACAUAGGAGGUUGUUCUUUAGCUCUUUGUUUGGCUGUUUGGACCUCACACUCAUGUGUCUAAGUCACGCUGAGUCUAAUUACCUUUAAUCCACUUAAUUAAAGCAGAACUCUGCAGUUAAAGACAGUAGAGAAGGGUAACUGAACUUAGUGUCCAAAUGUCCAAACUGAGGACAGAAACAGAGACAGCUCAGCCUCAAACAUGCUGUCAUAACUGCCUUCCAGUCUGGGAUUGAUGUUUGACAGCCUAAACAUUUAUCUGAAAUCACUUUAAUGCAGCCUCUCACUUGGACACACACAGAAACUGUGUAGGCAGAGUCUGUAUCUGUGUGUCGUAUCGCUGUAGAAUGUAAAUGUGCACAUGAGUUUCAGCAUUGCUUCCAUUACAUAUCCUCGGUAAAUGUCUGAUCAGGUGGAUUUUGAUUUUGAAGUGGUGGACUGCAAACAGGAUCAGAGAGUGUUUAAUUUUAACAUCUACACCUGCCACUCACAUACAUCAUCCUGGUAUUGAAUUAUAGGUUGGAGACGAUGGGAAAAUUGACUCAAAGUUUCAAAUAAUUAAAAGAAAAAUGUUCCCAAAUUUAACGCCUACUCCCUGGCACUGGUUUGAAGCAUUAAAAAUUAAAAUGUAAAAAUCAUUAAUCAUGUUAGUAACGGUCUUGUUUGCUUUUGUAUGUGAUAAAAAAAGCAUCAUAAUGAAUUUUAGACUGAUUUGUGAACAUAAAAAACUCCUUACAGGAGAUUUAAGACAGGAUUUAAGUAGAGCUGAAGCAACAGGCCACAGGCUGUUGAACUACACAAGUUUCAAUGCAGUCAUGCACAUUGAGUCUUUGCAGACUAGUUUUUUAUGUCAUGUAAAUUUCUGUGAGACUGUUUCACCUGUUUAUUUAUUUUUUACCGCUAUCAGCCAACCGAUAACCUGAUUAAACCUUUUGUUUGACUGUCUUUAAUACCUUUUAAAUCUGCUAACCCUUUAUCACACUAAUCUACCUUGGGACCGUUGUAACCUGUCAAUCGAUUGUACUCACUGCUUGUUAGGCUGGCUGUGCUAACUUGACUGCAAGUGUGUAUGUGUGUUUGUGCAGUUUUGAGUCCACACCAUGAAACAGCAAGUUCACAAUGUUAUAUUGUACAGUAAAGGAAGAUUUUAUUGUACUGUAACACAAUCUCUUGUUCUCCUACACGCAAAUCAAUUUUACCUAUUUAUAGAGCAUGACAACAUUACUAAACACCAAGUGUGUGUUUGAGUCAGGGAGAGUGUGUGUGUGUGUGUGUGUGUGUGUGUGUGUGUGUGUGUGUGUGUGUGUGUGCCAGGACUCCAGCAGUGGGCAGAUUGAGGAGCAGCAUGUUGUUACGUCAGGACAGAUUAGUUUGGAAACCUGCGGAGAGAACACUCGGACAAACAUGGACGAGGCCCAAACUGUUGUUUCUGUACUAAAUCUAGCUCUUUGUGCAUCAUGUGGGCAUGAGUGUGUGUGUAUGUGUGUGUAUGUGUGUGUGUGGACUGACAGCAGGCAGGUGUAAUGAGCUCAUCGUAACAUCUUUAUUACUCUCCUGUCAAGAGCUGAAGCAUAAAUGUCACAUUAGCAUUUAACUAAUAACAUCAGUUAUUUAUUACAUUUUAAUUACUUCAUCAGAGUUUUUACAACUUUUGACUUACGGCUCCAUAUAUCAAAAGAUUUUAAGUAAUUGAUGAAAGUUUUUCAAAGCACUAUUGUCCUUUUCUUUUAGGCAGUUAGAUAAGAUUGAUUCUUCUUCAGUGUCUGUAUGUUGAAUACAAAGCGAGAGCCAGAUGCCAAUGAGCUCAGACAAGUUCUGGUGUUAAAAAGUGAGGCCAAUGCAAAAGCAUCAAAACUGUAGUUCCUACAUUGUCCAAAAGCCUUGGAGACUCAAUUUACUCCUGUUUAAAAAUGCCAUUUUUCUAUACAUGUACAGUGGAGGGGGUUGAUUUUUGUAAAAAAAAAUCACACAGUUCGAUGCUAUUGGGUUUACAACUUUCCAUAAUUUAGGGUGACCAUACGUCCUCUUUGACUCAGACACGUCCUCUUUUUUGGAAAGUUGUCCAGGCUGUCCGGCUUUGUCCGGGGAAGUUUAUAAAAUUCUUCAAACGUCUGCAGUUUUGUACCUAAGUUUCGAGUUUGUGUCACGUGGACUUACUGAGUUAGAAGCACGUAAAAGACACUCGAUCUGACCCAAAAAACUCUCAAAAUUAACUUUGUGCGAUUCCGCCUCUGCAUUGUUGUGUCCUCUUUUUUGGUCGCCCUGCCAUAAUUAGCUUUAAAAGAGGGCGUGGCUGACUUGACUGACAAGUGAGCACAUUGUAGCUGUUUGGCCUCAUAUGGUUGAAUAAGCUGAGCCGCUGUGGAAACAGCCCUGUUUUUACAGUUUCGACAAUGUUUUGCACUUACGCAUUAACUUAAUUUUUCAGUACUGGUGCUUUCAACUUGCACAACAUGUGGAGUCAGUAGACACAGGUGACAACAAUGAAGGCAUGAUGCCCAAAAGCAAGAUGGGAGCAAACCAAAGGUCAUUGAUGAAAAAAUGGAAAGAAAAAAAAAGGGAUAUCUGGGCAAUAAAAUAAAACCUAACACGACUAGCUUAUUGAAACUGAUUAAUACUGAAAUUUUAAUGUGAAGUUGCAUUUUUAUCACAGAUUUGUGCUUGAUAAAGUACUUGUAGGGCAGUUUUUCUUGUCUUUGUGCUUAGCUAACAUAUCAGUGUCUAUGGCUUUCAGUAUAAGACCUGAAAGAGUAUUAAGUCUUUUUAUUCCAGUCUCUGCAAAAAUCAAGUUUGCAGUUCCAUAAACCAACAAAAACUUUUUUUAUUUUCAUAACUCAUAAAUCAUUUCUCCGGCAGAAUCUUGGCUCUCGCUGUUAACUACUCAAAUUAUUUUUGUCCUCUCUCAGUAGUUUUGCUGUUGUGCGACUGUCUUCACCUUUGGCAAUGUUUCACUGUAGCAGCAAUACUGAGAGUAAACUGCAGAACAUGUACAGUACUUUGUGUGACUCUGCUUAGCUAGCGAGGUCCUGCUUCCUAUAGAGUGCUAACACCUAGCAACAUCAUUACUCCCAUUCUGUCCGCUGUGAUUUAUGGAGCUACCUGUGCGUGUGUGUGUGUAAGUGUGUAAGCUAGUGCGCACCUGCUUCCUGUGUUGUCUCAAGACGUCUUAAUUAAGUUAGUUUCAUGUGAUGAAGAGGAAGUGAUGACAAUAAUCGAACAUGAUUGGGUGAUUAUUAUGAAAACACAAUAGGAGCUGGGGCUCAGAGAGAGGUGAGGAGUGUGUGUGGAGUGUAAAAAGAAAAAAAAAGUUGAGUAAGUGUGUGCGAAAGAGAGAGAGUGUGUGUGUGUGUGUGUGUGUGUGUGCGUGUAAAUAGGACGGCAGUGAUGAAGUGUUUCCUUGCAACUUGUGUCUCUGAGGUAUUACGCACACAUACACACUGUGGUUGUGAAGGUCACACUGAUACACAUAUACACACAUAUACACUCUGCCGUCAGCAUGGAGACUGCGGGACGUUUGUUGUUUCAACCUUUAUGAAAAACACACACUUACACAACACCUAGAGAAAUCCUGCUCCUGUUUUCAUGUUAGAAAAAUCAAAAAAGUCCAACAAGAAAGAAAACAGCUGAAUCUGUUCUCCUUCAUCCCAAUUUGGAAAGAUAGUCUGAGCUGGUCAAAGUAAGAUCUUUGACUGCUGCGCUGGGAUUUGGAGGUCUUCCACCAUUAUCCAACGGGACACUUGAAUACAAAGGCAUAGCCGACUGCCAAGUUAGUCCAGCCUUCCAAAAAAAAGGCUUGAUGACACAUAACAUAGACAAACGUGGGCGAAGAUUUGCAACUUGAAAACUGGUUAGUUGUUAAUACAACACCAAAUCUUGAUGCAUGGAAAGAAGUAAAAUAAGUAAAAUAAAAGUAUAAAAGCAACUGGCAAAAACUUAAAGCUCCUGUGAGAACGUUUCAGCUCAUGUUGAUUUUGGCGCCCCCUACGGAUAAAGCAAUUUUUUGCUUAUCUUUUCUGCUACAGGCCUUAGUCAUGUCCUCUGAUGGAGAAUCUAAUUCUGGUGACUUUUCACAGUCAAAUGCAUCAUGUAUAUAUUUUUUUGUGGAAAAUGUAAAAACAGGGCUGUUUUUUCAUAUAAGCUGAUAUCUAGCCCCCUUACAAGUUCCAGCUAUGAAAAUUAUAGUGUUAAUCCCCUAAUUCUCCUCCAUACUGGCUUUUUAAAUUUUUUAAAACUUUUGUUUAUAAUAAAAUGGUACUGGUAUCAAUUUCAGUGUAUUUAAUAAAUGUAAAAAAACUCCUCACAUGAGCUUUAAGUAGCUCAAGUGCAUUUUAAACACAUCAGUGUGAUUUCAAAAAACUUGUUGGCUAUCUGCAGGUUAGAAAGUUGUUCUACUCCUUUGGACUUAAACUACAUAUUGCUGUUUUCUUGUCUUUUAGUACGGCAUUGUAGUUGUCCAUAAGGUUUUUAUUUCAAUCCAUCAAUUUCAUAGCAAAAAGUGUCAAAACUAUUUGCUGCAGUUUUAGUUUUGUAUGAUUUAAGGGGGUGGUCAGCAUCCUUUAUCCUGGCGGUAGUUUUAAUACUACCAGCAGAGACUCAUGAAAUUGUCUGUACCUUACAUAGAGUGAGGCCAGCUUUUCCCCCUUUGUUUCCACUUAGUGUAAAGUUUGUUGGGUGUAGCUUUGUAUUUACAUGAAAAUAAAAAUCUCUUGCAUAUGUGUUGAAAGAAGUAUGCAGCUGCUUUUGUGCACCAAUUACUCUGGUUACAUAGCAAUGCAGACCUUUAAAGGCCCCACAUUUUCACUUUUUUGAAACCAUAUAUGUGAAGACAACAGUAGUGAAAAAUAAAGUAAAUAAACUUUGUGGAGUGCUGGUUUGAUCGAAAAGACUCUCCCAUUCAAAGAAAUUAGUAACCAACAGAGGGGGGUGGCGCAAUUCUCAGUAAACUGGUACCAGGAUGGCAAAAACAGACAUUACAAGAGUGAGAUUGCACUUCUACAUGUAAACUGCACAUUGCUGAAUGUGAUGGAAGUCUUCACAUUGGACAGUGUAUACCUACUGUAUUUUAAAUAUUAGUGCCACUUACUGUAUAUCCCAGCUUUUGUGGUAGUUUUGAUUUUAAAUAGACUAAAUAGUUUCCUUUAACAGCUUGUCAUGUUUUUUUUAACCCACUUCAUCAAAACACAGCAAAUCAUGCCUUUACCUCAGACUAUUUCUAGCAGUGGAUUUAUACAUGGUGGUGCCGCGAUGGGUAUUUAUGGCAGCAGGGUUGGAUAUAAGGGAUUGAGUCAAAAUAAACUUCAGUGUGUGUUUACUGCAAUGAUGGAAAAUGUCACCUAAUACAAUGGAUGGUGGCUCUGCGGCUCAGAGGAGGCAGGAAGAUCCAAACAGCUCAGCUUUUUGGUGUGAAAAAUGUCGGUUUGAUGUGGAGGGGGUGUCACAAACAGGAGGAAUAAAGGUUGGUUUCCGGGUUUAUUUGACUUACUCUAGUGUAGACAUAACUCUGAGACAGCUUCUGUGUCAGCAGGAAAAAUACAGGAAAGUUAAUCUUGCCAUAGAAGUUGUAGCGACCUUCAUGUGAAGGUGAUGGAUGGCCUUUAUAUAGAAACUGAGACAAAACUCUACCCUCUACAUCCUUCUCUCUCUUCCUCUCAUCUGUGAUGUCAUUCUUCCAGCUCUGAACUUCAGCUUGUCGUCUAGAAACCCUUGAAACUAAUCAGUGUGCCCUUACUUUAAUCCACCUUCUCACCAAGGUGUUCGUUUCUGUUUGUUUGGCUCAUGUUUCUUCUUCCAUUAGUUGAGUGGAGAAAACGUUAAAUGUUUGAUGAGUCAGCAUGCCGAGAAGGAAGUGACAUCACUGCCUUGUUAUCUCUCGUCUUUCCAGUUGGGUUGGUAUUGUCAGGCGGUGGCGUUAAGUCUUCUUGGUGAAUACUUUUGAGCUGUGUAAUUUGUGGUCCUGCUGCUGGAUGUACUUGUUUGGAGGAACGUAUCAGUGAUAUGGUCCAAACAUGCACGGCCGCUAUUGGAGGUGGAUGAGAUGUAAUUUUUGUUACCUGUGAAUGACUCACUAAACACACUGCUGAGGGUUUUUAGCCAUGGUUUGUCUGCCUUGGAGCCAUGGUUCCCUCCACAGCCUCAAAACAUUGGACAGAGGCACAGAGCUUUGGUCCUGUUUGGAAGCAGCGCUGAGUCAACCAUGGCCAGUUUUUAAUGGUCUCUUCCCAAAAGUGUGUCCUUAGUGACUGAUGGCUCAUGUUUGUGUGUGCUGGAGUCCAGCAAGCAAAGCUCCCUGUCUCUCUGUGUUGGCUCCCAGUACUUCUGAAGCUUCUAUAAAUCUAUGUGACAUAUAGUCAGCCUUAAAGUGACCAUUAAUACCUAUACCAGAAGAGAUUGCAAAUCAUCCAGUCGUUGUUUGUAAUUUGCUUUAGAAGUAAAGAUGAACUGAUUGCCGAUAAAUGUGGACAAAGAGUUUGAAUUGUUUUUGUUUUUUGUGAGUGAUAUUGGUCUGAGAGUAAGUCGUAACUCAGGCUGGCCUAGACUGACAGAGAAUAAAGAUUUGGCAGUAUAUUAUUAUCGUAUCGUAUCAUUUCGUAUUGUAUCGUUUUGUAUCACAUCGUUUUGUAUCGUAUUGUUUCGUAUCGCGUCGUAUCAUAUCGUAUCGUUUCGUAUUGUAUCCUAUCAUAUCGUUUCGUAUCGUUUCUUGUUGUAUGGUAUUGUAUUGUUUCAUAUUUUAUCCUAUCGUAUUGUUUCAUAUUGUAUCGUAUCGUCUUGUAUUGUUUCGUAUUGUAUCAUAUUGUAUCUUAUCGUUUCAUUUUGGCCAUAUUGGUAUUUGGCUGUUCUUACAUCUGUUUACCAUAUGAAGUAGGGGCCUGACACCUACAGCCAGUCAUUGCUUAGAGCUCUCCAUCUGUUGGCUUUGGUUAUCUAUGGUGUCUGUUUAUAUUCUGUCUAUAGCCUAUAAUAUUUUAGGUUUGCCACCCCUGACCAUCCUUCUGCACACACCUCUUGGUCUGCCAUAGCCGUGUUUUAUACUUAUUUCAUGUGGACACUGGAGUUCAAACCAGCUCUUCUCAGGUUAAUGAUCAAACAGUUCAUAUGGACUGUGACACUUGUUUAUCAAACUGUGUUUUGUCACCAUUACACUGAAUAAUGAUACUGCACAGUGGAUUUUUCCCCCAUCAAAUAUAGCUUCAGCUCAUUAUUAAUGUCAUUAACUGUCAGUGAAUAGUGAUAAUCACGCCCUGGUACUUCAGGCUCUGCAGGUUCAGUCUGGUACUAAACCGUUAAUCAGGUAAAUCACAGUUCUUGCUGCGUCUGAACUUUAAUGUGCCUCUUUAAACCUGAUGUGUGUAACUUUGGGAAUGUGAUGAGCUAGUUCACUGAAUGGGCACCAUGAGAGAAGCUCAAGUCUGAACUUUCAUGCUGAAAAGUUUCUUCUGUACACACACACACACACACACCGUCACACACGUACAUGGUAAUAGCGAGGUCAGAGCCGUUUACUCGUCCUGUCAGCAGGGAGGGGAAGUCAGACGACUCUCAGUAGAUGUUCAGAAGAGUGCAAGUCGUAAUCUCCAUUAUUAGACCACAGAUUAUACUAACUGAGCUACAACUCACACAUACAUGUACACACGCUGAAACACACACACAAACACUUAUCUGUGGAUUAUAAUCCCAAACCCUGCAAUCCCCUUCUGGCUCAACCAAUCAUUUCCCGCCAAAUCCUGCAUGGCCUGCCCAGUAACCUACAUGCAGUGGUGUAUAUAUAUGUGUGUGUUUGUGUGGUAAUCCCCAACAGUCUGUAAUAGAGGAACAUCUGGUUUAAUCUCUGUGAUUUCAAAGCUUCCUGCACAGGCAGGAAAUAGAAUUAUUUAAAAGUGUUUACUUCGAUACUUUAUAUUUUUUAAGAAAAUACUAACCUUUGCACGUCCUCUCCAGCACUUUUGCAACUAAAUGGGAUGAUUUUUUUUUCUGUAAAAGUAUUUAAAAGUUUUAAUCUUGAACAUUACACUUUUAAAGUGAGGCCUUUUUUGCCUGCUACUAUAAACAUUAGGGCUGAAGUAAUCGAUUAUAAAUUUAGAAAUCAAACAUUCUGUUGAUUAUUCUGACAACGAAUUAAGUAACCUGACAAGAAACAUUGCAUACCUAACUGUUUUAUUAAUUAAAUGUGUGUUUGCCUUUUCCUCUGUAACAAUAAACAUUACCCCGUGGUGAGAAUAUUAAAGGAUUAUUAUCUUGUCUACCUACCAAUCUUAAAUGAUUUAGUUUUUUUAUAUUUUACUAUACGAAAGUUAAAUAUGGAAAUAUGUUAUUUCUACAAAAAUUUAAUAAUUAUCAAGUAAUAAGUAGGACUUAGUGGUGACAACUUUUCAAGUUUGCUUAACAAAAGCAACAAAAUAAAACACUUACCCGUUUAUUGUAAAAGAAUGAGAGGAAAUGUUGCUAAACUCUAACUUCUGUACCUCAAAGAGGGUAAAAAGUUGACUCCUGCAACAGAGUUUACAGCUUAUGAACUUCAUUUUAUCUGAGGAAAUGUUUCUGCCUUAAAGAAACAUCAUAUCAAACAACAUAUAUAAAACCUUUUUAUUCAUGUUUUGGGCAUUUUCACCUUCAUUAAAUAAGAGAGCCGUAAAAAGACAUUAUACUGUAUCUGGGAAUGAUGUAGUAAAGGGUCAGGGCUGGGAGUAAAGUCAAUGAACACUGCAACAAGGGCUAAACCUUUUGUAUAUCUGGCACUAACUAUAACCAUUAGCCGUGCUAGCGUUAAGACUGUUAACAGGGUGUAACAGCCUGUAACAGUUGGCUUAUCCAAAUUUAACAAUUUUCACCUACCUUCACCUCUAAAGCAGGAUUAUUUCUUGGCAAAACACUGUUUUUUUUUUUUUUUUUUUUUGUUUUUUUUUAAGUUUCUCCUGGUUGCUGGGGAAACUGAGCUAUGUUGACAAAAACUAGUCAAUCAUAAACCCCUUAAACCUUCUUUUGGCUAUUUAUUUUUCUUGAUCCAUGACAUAAAAAGGAUUUGUGUAUCUAUAACGAGAAUGACUUGGAUUCUUGUAAUACUGUCAACCAUUACCAUUAAUAUUCAGAAUAAAUGGACAGUACAGUCCUUGCUCUCACUUUUUUAUUUUCUCUGUACACUUUUGUGAAAAUUUUACUACAUAAUAGGGGUGUUGAUAAGUUAACCUUUUUGAGUUGAUUCAGAUAUACAUCGCCAUAAUAUCUUUUGGUCUUGCCCUGCAAAGCAUUUCUGAAAAUACAGAUUAUCAACAUGCCAAGUUGGGUCAGCAGCAGAUCUAGGAUGGAGCGGCUGCAUUUUUAUUUUGCCAACACAAUAUCAUAAUCUGGACUUUGCAAAAAGCACAUACAGACAAUGUAAUAGCGUCUGCGAAAGUUAGCGUUAGUGAAGUGAAGUCAUAACUCUUUUUUGUCAUUGAGUUGUCUUACUGUGAAUUGGUUCAUUAGCUCGGCCCCUGGUGUGUUCAGAGGUGUUGGCAGUAGCAGUUAGCGCCACCAUUUCAGCCCUGGAUUUUAGUGUGAAAGCUGGGUCUCACCUUGAAUAGUAAGUGUCAGGUCCUGAUGGAGCAGCUAUUUAAAGACAGAAUAGAAGGCACAGUGUCCUGAAGUGAAGGUUAGACAGAGUGAAUAACCUCCUGUACCUCCUGCUCUGAGUCUCUCUGUGUGUGUAUGACUCUGUGUGUGUUUGUCUGAGUGUGUGCAAGUUUAAUCCCUGCUGCAGUAUGUAAACCAAACAACAUGAUGUCAGCCGUAUACAUGAGAGGAUUAGAGUUGCACCAAUACACUCUGCAUCACUUUCUGAGAGUGAUACAAAUUAAAUCCCUGAUUCUGUCAUAUAGUUGCUGCUGAAAGCAACAGAGUGGAACAAGACAUCAUUUAUCAUUCAUUGAACACCGUCAGACACAUUAACUGAGGUCAGAAAAUGAAACCACAGUUUAAUGUGACUUACCUCUUUAUGAGAAGAUUGCACAUUUUAUUGCUGUUGCAAUAUUAACAAGCCCUUAGAAACAGGCUGGAAUGGCUGUUUAACAGAGCAGUCAUUUUCACUUUGCCUUUUUAAUUUGUUUGAAUAUUGCAGAAAGUAGGUCAUAAAAAUGCAAGUUUUGUUAAAGAUAUUUCGAUGAUUGUUUCUGUCAGUCUUGAUCUCUGGAUUUGUUCCAUUUCUGCAGAAGUGGAAGAAAUUUACAUUUAACAACAAUCAAAAAAGUAAAGAAUGUUUCACUCUAAGCUCACAACAUUCACGCAUUAAAUUUUUCAUGAAAUACCAGCGUUAAGUGGACAAUAAAAAAACACGUAUAUUACAGUCAGUAAAAUCAUAAAUCCACAGUGAAGAUUAACUUUUUAGUACAGUUUAAAAAAAUGAAGAGGUUGUAAAUAUAAGGUUAUUAUAUAUUGUAAUUAAGGUUGUAAAUAUAUUUUAGCUUUGCAGGUGGAAAAAAGAAUAUUGCACUGCAAAAACUGCAGAUUUAGAGCAAAAUUUGAAUACUGCGUAGAGAUAGAAGAUUUGUCAAAGUGCAGAACAGCUCAGUAAAAACUAUUAUUAUUAUUUUUGUAAUAUUUAUUUUCAGGGUUUUUGCCUUUUUUUUUAGAGAGGUUAGGACAGCGGAGAGAGUAGGAAAUAAGGAGUGACAUACAGAAAAGAAGCCAUAGGCAGAAAUCAAACCUGGGCUGACCGCUCAAAGCAUAAUCUCCGCACAAAGGGCACAUGUGUAGACUGCUAGGCAAGUGGCGCCCCGAAAAAACUGAAUAUUUCUUGGUGAAAAUGUAAAAUGCACUGUUGAAAUAGAAAAUCUUACAGUUACAGUUGAAUUAAUGUGGAUAUUGCACAUUAGAUACUGUAUACCUAUUGUGCAAAUUCGAUAAAUGUUGGGAAUGACACAACAAUUAAACAGUACAUUAAACAAUAGUAUUAAAUGUAGAAAUUGGAUAUUACUAGUAAAAUAUUCUAUUCUGUCUACAACAAAAAAAAACAGAUAUUCAGAUAUUUAGAUAUUGCAGAAUCAUUUAAAAAUGAAUUUAGAGCACUAAAGACGAAUCAGUACAGUAAUAAAACAAAUACUGGGACUGAAUAUGAAUCAAAGGAUGUUGUUAAAUAAUUUAUAACCAUAGUAGAGCAGAAAUAUGGUUGAUUUCAUCUAGAGGGAUAUCUUUAAAGCUGUUCAUGCUGACCUGACAGCAGGACCAGCAUGAGACUGCGGGUCACCUUUCAGCCGACUGUGUGCAUGUUUGUGUGUGUCAUAGUUUCCCUGUGGACCUGACCACAGUGACAUCAACAUUUGUGGUGUUACUGCACAGCGCUUCCAUGACAACCAGGAAACAGACAGACAGAGAGCUGGACUGUCCGCAAACCUGUCUUUCCACCUGUCUGACUCGGUGCUUUCCAUUGAACUAAUGUGGCUUCUUGAUUCACUCUUUUCUGCCUUCUUACACGUCUGUGCUGUUGAAUUAGGAUGCAAAAUGGAACUGCAAGGAUGCUGGAAAUAUAGUUUCUUAAUGGGUCGGCCUCUCUCCCCCAUUAUCAUUAUUAAAAACUGCAAAUACAUGUGAUGGACUCAGUCUUAACUGGCUUGUAAUUUAUGGUAGUAAGUGCCGUUUUAAAGAUUGGUGUAUGCCCGAUUACUUCUGCGCAGAUCCUUAUCUAAAAGGCUUUACUGUAUUAAGUAUCAUGAAAUAUAGAAGAUUUAAAUAACUAUUAAAGCACAGCUAGUCUGUGGCUGCACGGAUAUGUUUUCCUGAGGCUGUGGUAAAGGGGUUGUAGUAGUAGUGCGUAAAAAACACUGUAAUAUUUGAUUUAAACAUAUUCACUCCGGACAGGUUUAAGGUUUAAAGCACUUGCUUGAUAGAGAACCUUCGUUUAUUUCUGGGUCAGCGUCUUGAGGAGGGAGGAAGCACAAUUAGCUGAAAGGAAAUCACCUUAAGUGUCCUGAAAGUCUCUUCAGGUUACGGCCUCCUGCAGAUCUCUUAAGUUCACUGCAAUCUGAAUAAAUAGAAGCUCAUCAGAUGUGUCAUUAUUAGUGUCACUGUAAAGCUUCUUGACCUCAAUCUGGCUCUGUUCAGCUGAGGCACGGUUAACCUCCCUCACGAUAUGAGUGAUACUCAGCUUUCAUUUCAACACAUUUUUCCAAGUGUGGCGAGACCAGUGAUUUCUGUUUAUUAAAACAGAAAGUGGUGCCUUCAGUGGCUCAGGAGCAAACUGAGAAACACAUUAACCAGACUGGCAAAACACAUCCAGCUCAACAAACUGUGGGAAGAAUUUAGAGAUUUGAAAAGCAAUAAAAAAAGUUCACCGAACCACAAAGUUAGCUGUCUGACUCCAGGACUACUUUUGAUGAAUGACCUCGAUAUCUAAUGUGGUCCACUGAUAGUAAGUGUUGGCUUCCAUUUUUUUUAAUUAAAGAGUCAAAAUUCACUUUUAUUGUUGCCCAACAUGUUGAAAACCAUUAAAGCUGGAACUUACCCUGGUUUUUAAGGAAAGUGCAUCAGUUAAAGCUGCAUAGGACAAUUAAGGGCAACAAUUUUCAGCUGAUGUUGCAUCUGACUUUGUCUUUUGAUGCAGAAAAACUGCUUUUUAUUGAACUGGAAACAUUUGUAACAUUCAGACGGCACUCCUUAAAUUCUCUGAAAUUGUAUGCAUGGUGUAGCCAAAUCUGAUCAACCCAAAAGUGAAAAUAAAUAUUGCACAUAAUCAUGAGUCAGUUAGAAAGUUGCACAUGACAAUAAAUAUGGAGCUUGAUAAUUAAAGUGGUAAUAAAAGAAGUCAUGUAGCCUGAUGUUAAAAGUGAUAUCGAAAAUUGUGACCAUGAUUUGUCAUAUUACAGCUUGCUAUUAAAAAGUAUUAUUGCGCAUGGUAUCAGGGAAGAAUGAUGCACUUUGAAAUGAACCAUACCGUAAUAUUGCACAUGUGAUAGAUAUAUUUAAUACACAACAGUAAAAAUGAUAAUAUACAUAUUUUUUUACAGCAAUUUCACCCAGUAUUUGAGGAGAAAUUGCACAUAAUGUGAAACCGAGUUUACAGUUCAGUAUUAUGAACUUGAACCGUAAGUGAAAAUGCAAAUGCACAUGAAAAAUGAUAUUAUCCAUGACAAUUAUUUUACUAAAACCCUAUUUUUUUAAAAUAGUAUUGCAUUGUUGGUGAACACAGUAUUGCCUAAAACUGAAAAUCAUGUUAACGUGUUUUUUGCCUGAUAUGAAAAGUGACACUGCGCAUGGUAAUAAAAGUUGAUAAGUAGUUAAAACUAGAAAGACGGUGCAACAUAUAUAUAUUCAUGUGAAAUUGUCUCUUUGAAACAAGUUUUACAUGUGUUCAGAAGAGGCUCUCAGUUUUUGUUUUAGCCAUUUAAAUUACUUGUUCUUGUUUUUGAUUAUAUCAUAUUUUUGUGUUUGGUUUUCUGUGCUUUUAAGCAUAUUGGGCUAUUUUGAAGAUGCCAACCAACAUCAGGCUAAAGGGAAGAUAUUUUACUAGAAUGACAAAUAAUAAAGAGGCUUGAAUAUGUGUUGUCUGCAGUAGUUUUCUGUGAGAUAUACUUCCUUUAAAUUUAGGUUAGAGUCAUCAUUUUAUAACCUUAGAGCAGUUUUGUCUCGUAAGUGGAAUGAGCAGAGCGAGCCAGGAAAAUUAAACUUAAAGUUUUUGCCCUAAAUUCAGCCUGUCAGCUAGUUUUUCCUUCCAACCAGCUUCAUAAAUCCAGCAUAAAGUUUGUGGUUCCAGGUCAAAGCUGCUCUAGUUUUUGGUUUUCGAGGUUAGAAAUGAAAUAUUCUGCUGAGAUAUGAACUUGUGGAGCUUGUUGGAGGUCGAUGACAGCCUGGGAGGAAGCUCUGCCAUGGCGGAUGUGGAGGAUUGAUAUUAUUUGACCUCCAUUUCAAUGAUCGGUACUGAAUUCCUCUUAACAAUAAAAAAUAUAAAUAAUUAAUCGAAGUAGAUUGUGAUGAAGAUAAGCGUGCAGCAAAGAUAGAAAUAUUUAAAGGGACAGGUUUGUGUCGUUUUCACCAGUUUCUUCUGAUUGUAUCUCAAAUUCCUGCAGGGACAAACACACAAACAUCACACUGGAUGUAGUGGUUCGUUUUAGGAUCUCCACCGCUGCUGGCCACUGUGCUGUUUAUUCUGCGUGUGUGUGUGUCUUUGACCACUGUCAUUACCAACUACUGGCCUCAGGGUGAGAGACAGCCACUCUAAGACCUCCCUCUCUGUCUUUUCACAUCUCCAUUAGUUUCUUUGUCCUGUUCUUCCCUCAGGUUACUGUUUGUAUGUGUUUGUGUGAGUGUGUGCGUGUGUGCUGUACAGUUUCUCUGAGGGUACAGGGACAUACAUUAGUGCCCCCCUUAAUAUUUCUUCUUUUUUAUCUCCUACACCAGCAGAAAUAUGAUUUUUGCACCCCUCAGAUAGCUUCAUGUUUGUGCAUAAAAACAGUGUUCAAGCAGGAAAAGAAUCCGAUGGUGUAAACCUUGUAUCUCUGGUGUUUUCUGAAAAUCUCAGCCAUAGGGUUACAACUCCUUGUGGGCUGAAUCUCCAGACGAACAAUGUCUCAUAAAAGCUAUUGUACCCCUUUGGAAAAUAGCUGACACACAUUUUGGACAUAAAAGGUUUUCACCAAGCAUCAGUCUUAAUGGUCGUACAUCAUGGUGAGUGCUGCUGCUGAACUGUGCAGCUAAAUUUUGUGCGUUUUAAGGGUUUAGGUGUUGUUUUACAGCAAGUUCUGGGAAAACUAAUGACCCACUUUUCAUGAAACUUUGUGGAGAGGUUGAGCAUAAGCCAGAGAAGAACCUGUUAAAUUUGGAACCAGAUCCAGAAUCAAUUAAAUCACAAACACGGCCUUGGCAGAGGUCUGCUUUCUUUGAUUGCUCCUCUAAAAGAGAUAUGCCCUGCUGAUGAGAUUAAUCUUAGCAGAGCGAAAAGUGAAAAAAAUAAAUUAACAUUAUGUUUACUAAUAAGGCACAGCUUGUAUUUGCAUCCAGUGAAAUUGGAUGUAGAAAACAGCGUUCCUGAAACUAGUGUAGCACUGUAUACUGAAACCUUUUUAAAGUUUUAAGUUAAAAUACUGGGUGAGUCAAAUGGAUCGAUGUGGGUCUAAUUUAAGAGACUGGGGAAGCAGCAUCUUUCAGAUUGAGUGGAUGAGUUAUUAAUAUUAGAAAGUCUUAGGAGACAUGCAUCUGUCAGUCAUUCAAAUUUAAAACAGUGUGAGAUUCUGCAUACUCUGAAACCGAGAAAAGCUACGCUUCUGUUUCAAAAAGGAGUUUUCUUCUUGAGGAAAUCCUCCACAUCAUAUAUACACUCACGAGCCACUUUAUCAGAUGCCCCUGUUUAAUUGCCUGUUAACACAAAUAUCUAAUCAGCCAAUCACACGACAGCAACUCGGUUUAUUUGGGUUUGCCAAGAAGACUCGCUGAUGUUCAAACCGAGCACCAGAACAGAGAAGGAAAGGAGGUUUUAGUGAUCUUGUACGUGGCGUGGUUGUUGUUGCCAGACGGGCUGGUCUGAGUAGUUCAGAGAUUGCUGACCUUUUGGGAUGUUUACGCACGUCCCUUUGGGGUGUGGUGGAACAAGACUUUUACAUCAUGGAUGUGCAAGUGACAAAUCUGCAGCACACGUGUGAUAAUAUCAUGUUAACAUAGACAAGAAUCUCUGAGGAAGGUUUCCUACACCUUGUUGACAGUAUGGAACAAAGAAAAAAGACAAUUCUGAAGUUAGAAGGGAGUCCAACCUGAUAUUAGCAAGAUGUACCAAAUAAAGUGGCCAGUGAGUGUAUAUCUAUGAUCAUAUGUAUAUCCAGCCAUCCAGCCAGCCUGUCAAUCGAUGCCAUUGACUGUAUUGAUGCCUGUGAUUAUGCUCUGUUGUGCAUCGCUCUUAGUCUUCACUUUAACACCAUCACAGUUAAACACCAAAGGCCACAAACAAAAACUGUCCUUUUGGUGUGAAGUCUAGCAGUGUGAUUUUUUGAGACAACCUUGAGUGGACACUUGAUAAACUGCACUCCUCUGCCACACUUGGAGCUGUUUUCUGGGCCUUUCUGUGUGGCCAGUUGGGACUUCCAUGGUCAUGGUCAUUGUGUACAGUACAGGAUAACCAUGAAUACACAACCUGAGUCCCAAAGUUUGAAUACCGUUUAUUUAAAAAGAUGAAAAGAUGUUGUAAUUGGCAGCUUUUGCAGGGUGCACCUUUGCAGAAAAAUGUUGAGUUUCUAUUCUUUUCUAGUUUUUAGUGAGAACCAACUUCAUUUCCCUCUUUUAUAUUCAGUAGCUAGUCCAACAUCCCAUUCAAUAAAACCCACAUUGAAGGAUGAGAUGAAUUUGUUUUAAUCAGGACAAAAGAAAUACAAUAAAAGAAUACCACAGUAGAAGGUAGACUUUAACUAAGUUUCCCUCUUCUCAAGGCAGAGACAUGCUUGAUUCAAUUAUUUGAAGAGAUCCCUCUGUCUUUGGGAUCGGUGCCAGUUUCUCAAAACAUUUUGAGACUGCUGACUAGCCAAAUUUCCAGGUAUUGAAAAUAUUGGACAGUUUCCAUUUCAGCACCAGCAAAUGUGUGGGUGCCAGGAAGAUAUCAGUUUCAUUUUUUUUGCCAGCACUCAGUAUAAGCUUAAGUGCAGGGAUGUCUGAAGGAUGUUAGAUGUGGACAACAAUUUUAUGCUGCCUUCUUUAAAGAGGAGCCACAUGCAUACAAACACUGUCAUCUGCAAUCAGAUAGAUCAUACGUUUAUUUGAGUGAUGAUGUUGUUCAUUGAAUUAAAAAGGACCCAGAACAGAGCCUUGUGGUACCCCAUUAAUUAUUCCAAGUGGGGUGGUUUUAAUCCAGUAGGACAGAUGGGCUAAAUUUAAUCAGAUAACCAAACCCAGGCAGCACAGUAUAAGCAAAUCUACAUUUUUAUACUCUAUUGAGUAUAAGCAUUUUCCUCUUCGGGUUGCUUUGAAUCUCUGACCUGCUUUUUCAAAGAAUAAAGAAAAGAUUUCUGCUUUUCCUCUUCAGUCAGGACUCACAUUGUUGCUCGACUGCUGUGUGCGUGGUGUGUGUAUGUGUGUGAGAUUAUAACCCACAGCUAGCCUCUCUGAUUACUGACUGCCUGGUCAGCCUGGAUUAGACUCACACACACAUAUACACACACACAUUGCAACAGAAAAGGUAAAUACACAUGUUUCAUUUCAUUUUACUUUGAUGCUCAGUUCACUGACUUGCUGUUUCUUAGUCCCGUUAUUGCUACAUGGAUUUUGUGUGUGUGUGUGUGUGUGUGUGUGUGUGUGUGUGUGUGUGUGUUCACCUGAGAGUGUGUGUGUAAUGUGUAAUUCCCAGCUCAAUAGAGCAGAUAUAUUUAAUCCUUCCUUUGCUAAAGCUGAUGUCAGCAUCAGCUGGCUCUGUCCAUGUGUGUGUGUGUGUGUGUGUGUGUGUGUGUGUGUGUGUGUGUGUGUGUGUGUGUGUGUGUGUGCAUUUUGGAGCUAAUUCAUCACUAUGGCAGAUUAACCAGCUGUCUGCAGAACAGAAAGUUGGUUUCCAACAACCAGCUGGAAGAGAGAGAGCAAGAACGAGAGAGAGCAUCAAAGUGUGAGGGCGGCAGAGUUUCUUUGAUUACUUAACCAUGCUGUGAAUUUAUCCUAUGACCACAAAAAUGUGUCAUUAUCCUCUCUGACAAAUAACAGUUCAUCUUUCUUUUGGUGCUUCGAGUGGUUCUUAAAUAAUGCUGUUUUACCUGCCAAAGUGAGAUCAAAAGUACAAAGAAGAAUCUGAUUUCACAUCCAACCAGCUGUGUCCACUAUCACUCCUGUUCCUCUAUUUCCUGAUCAUCUCAAAGUCACUUAAAUUGAACAGCAGAUUAAAAAAAAAAUCUUUUUUUUUUCUAGCCGCAAUUAUCUUAAGCUCUUUCACACACAGUUAAGUAUGGGAUAAUACCCAAUGAGGCGCCCGUCACCAGGAAUAAAUUCACUAUGUGGGGUCUAUAUCAGACAGUUUUAGCUGUGCAGUCCAUUAAUUCCUGAUUAUGUUGCUUAAUAUCCCAUAAUCACAUGCUAAAGGAAAAGAUGAUUUUUGGGUUUCUUUGUGUUUGGGAAUCAAACUCUGAAGCGUUUCACAAGCCAUGACCUUUUAGUUUUUAGUAUAACACCUCAAGGUUAAAACAUACCUGAAAAAAUCACGUCAUAACAUAGAUAAAUGUCAACAGAGCCUUCAAACUAUUUAGCAAUUGGUUGUGCCUGUGAUUAAAACUUGAUGUAUUGUCAGGAAUUAAUGGACAACCUUCAGCCAAUCAGAUUCAGGGAGUCAUCCAGACUAAUAUAGUGGUGCAUACAACAAAUUUUUAUAGCCUGGCGACUCAAAAUUUCAUGCCGCAGCACACCUUGGGGUCUAACCUUUAUUUGUUUAAGACUUCACAUGGUUGAACAGGUGUGUAUCUUUCAAUUUUAAGAUUUCCAAAGCAGUCAUUACUUUUUUUAUAGUGGAAAUUUAAGGAAACUAUCUGGAAACUGUCAGGGUCUUAACAUUGUCUAUAGGUGAAAUGAUGGGAUAUUUGUUUCUUGGGCCGGGGCCGCCUCCUCAGAACACUUUGUCACUGCAAUAAGAAGCGAAACAAAGCACCAUGGUGGCUGCACGAGCCUCAGUGGGACCCACAGGCUGACCCAUGGCUGUGGAAUAACAAUAGUGACUUCCUGUUUGGCUAAAUGUCAAGUCAGUUCAAGUCAGCUUUAUUUAUAUAGCUCAAAAUCGCAAAUUUGCCUCCGAGGGCUUAAAUGUAGCCAAUCCACAUGGCUGGUCCAGCUGGUGUGUUGAUGUUGAUGCUAGCAAUGUAGAGACCUUGAUUUCAUCUCUGGUGUAAGCUUUAUUGGCUUCAGCAGCUGCUAUAGACCAUUCUAUAAGGUACAAAUUAUCAUUAAGGAACAAUUUCUCCAGCGCAGUUAUCCAGCCGUGUGCCGUUACUGCCUUAAUGAGUUGAUCCAAAUCUGGUCUGCGUCCCUAAAGUGUAUUUAAAUGGCAUAUAUAGAGUCGUAAUGUAUGUAGGUCAUAGCUAUGAAGCUAACUGAAUAUGAAAAAAGUGUGUGUAUGUCCGUGUGUCUUGUCAGAGGUCAUGUGACUUGGCUGAGCUGACAGGAAAACAGAUGGACACAGUCAUGGACUGACCUACACUCAUCCAAACACACACUGUACACUGGACACAUACACACACAUAUGUCAUCCCUCCUUUCUCUUCUCUUACUCAUUACUUCAUCACUCUCCCUGUAAGCGUUUGAUGUUUCACACUCUGCAUCCGGUGUCAUCCGGGCCUCACUUCUGUCCAUCUGUCUGUCCUCUUGCUAUCUGUCUACCUGUGUGUCUGUUUUUCAUGUCAGUACCUGUGCUGGUCGAUGUUCACUGUCAGCCCGUGUGCACUCUUGUGACGUUAGGUCAGCUCGGUUACAUUGCUGUGUUUGUGUUUUGAGAGUUCGAUUCCUCGUUAUGGCCUUGUUGAAGUCAAAGGGCUCCAUCGUAUGCCUUGCGUGAAACAUUUAGGCAUCAUUGUUAUUCUCCACCAAAUGUAUUCAUUAUUUUUACAUUUGGCAUCCACACUGUUUAGACAGCAGGUGAAUUUGUGCCAAUUCAAGUAUUGGUUUUGAAAUAAGGUGGAGAUAGGUUAAAAGAUGGUGUGUUGCUAUCAUGAGGAUUCCUGUACCUUAGACCAACAAGAACCUCAUCCAAAGUCUAAAGUUCGUAGUGCAGCGUUUUCCUGCGUUUUAGAGGGCGCACUAACGAGUUGGAAGAUGUCCGUAAGAGUUCACAACACGCAUUAUAAAUUUUUUCUACACACAAAGGAGGUCAUAUAAAGAGGGAAAAAAUCUUUUUUUUUUUUGAUAGUGAUUUUUUUUUUAAUCUUAUUGUAGUAUACUAUAAUACAGUAUGACUGAUCUCAAAAUGCUAGAAAACAAGGACGCUUUCAUUUCUGUCUCCCUACAGACCAGCUCAACCUCAGUCCUGCACAGGCCUAUUACUCCAAACCAAGAGCGUCACUAAGCUCUCCAUCAUGCACACUCUGAAAUGUCGAAAAAAAACACACAUAGGCACAUUUAAACACACAAUUAAAGGGUAUUUUUCACAAUCCUUUUUACAAUCCUUAAAACUGCUUACUUAAAAGGCCACUAUCAGCGUGCACAGCCAUACCUCUUACACACUCUCUUAUAGCGAAUGAAAGCAGAUAUACUGAUUGGUUAAAUCCAUGUUACACCCACAACAUGUGUGAAUAAUUGAGAACUUAAUCCGACCUCUCUGCACCCUCCACCUCUUUUAGGGCCUGAAUUUUCUAAAUUGUACAAAAUUAUAUUUUUACUUUAGGUUUGACCUUUUUCACACAGUGCUCCUCUCCUUCCUCUGUGAGGCUGUUUGGACAGAGAGACCUAAUCACUGCAUGUUCACCGUUUUCACACUUUUGCCAGGACUUUAUGGACAUUUAUUAGACCAGAUACAGUGCUGACCAGCUGUCUGGUGUACCACGUGCUCCUAUGCCACAGAGGAAAUAGCUGGCACAGUCUCAUAUGCAAUAGAUGACAAUCCAUCUAAGAGCUACAGUGUUUUUAGUUCAUGCAUCAGUAAUAGCCCAGCAGGGUGGCAGGUAAUGUUAGUAUGAUUUAAGGAGUGUGGAUGGGGAUGUCCUGUUUUAUUUGCUGAGGUUUUAUUACAAAACAGAUUUCUUUGGUUUCUUGAUUUUCAUCUUUUAUUAAUGUAAGCUGGAUGAGCUUAAUUUCAUUAUGCAUGAGCUGUCAGUCUACUUUCUGUCCAAACUCUGUGGCAUAAACUUGCUAAACAUGCAAAACCCUCAUUUAAAUUUUACUGCCUCCAGUUUUUGCACCUGACGUCUUAACGCUGUUCUUAACUGAUCACCAACAAUACGCACACAGAGAAAACGGGCAAUUUGAUGAGAUGAACAUGCAAUGUACUGUAGUUCUUGCUAUGUGGGGUCGACAUAAAUCAGGCUCUUAGUGUCCAGAUUUUACACCUCCUAACAACCAAAAUGUGGUUCUUUCACUCUUGUUCUCCUUCAGGGAUGAAGACCCCGCUCAGCCCCUCUCAGCUCCUGGAGAAUGGGCACAUCUUUGCUUUUGGAGGAAUGUGUCAAGAGCUGAUGGACGCACCCAUACCCACAACCAUUAGUCUGUCUGUCCAGCAGACUCCAUCUACAGGUGAUUAACUUUCUCCAGCAUCACUGCUACCUAUUUCCACCAAACUUUCCAACAAGUUAUUUUGGUUUUAUCUAACACAGGCCUGUAUUUUCCUUCUACAUUUACACAAAUACUUUGUUGUCUCUCCUACUGAUUAUCCAACUCAUACAUGUUUUUAUUAGGUUGAUCCAUUCUUGUAUUUUUGCCCUGUUGGCUUGUUCUUUGUUGUUUUGUCUUGUCUAUCCUAUGUUAUCUUCGUGAACAGUUAGAUCAGUUUUUAUAGUUUUCUCCAGCAGUCUUCUAUUAUAACCUCAAUGAUACUUGUAGUUUUCUCCAAAUCCUUACGAUCAACUGUAGCUUUUUUUCCUCUACACUCUGUGUUACUGUUUUAACUCCACAGUCAGAGCCAGCCUUAGAGCUUACCCCAGUGGUGUAAAUAGGGUUUUCUCCUAUAACCCAUGAAAAACACCUCUUGUUUUCUCUGUCAGUGUUUCUUAGUUGUACUGUAGUUUCUCUUCCACUUUUAUGUGUUUUUAGUCUAUUCAUUCUGACUAAUAUUGCCUUUCCUCCCUCAACUCACCCUUUGCUGUAGUUUCUCCAAUAGUCCAAUCCUACAUCAUGUUUUCUCCUAUAGUCUGACCAGUCCUUGUCUUCUUUCCCACAUACUUAUUCAUCUCAGUAACUGUCUCCUGUUUUCUGACUCAUGUUGUUGUUUAACCAGCACUCCUGACUCAUCCUUGUUUUCUCUUUUUUUUUUCCCUCUCAGGUCAGAGUGGGACUUACUCUCUGUGCGAGGUGUGUAACCUGCAGCUAACCUCUGCGGCUCAGGCCCAGCUGCACUACAAUGGCAGGUCUCACCUCCGGAGGGUGAGACAGCUUCAGGCUGGAGAGACAGGACAACAGGCAUCAGGUACAUUACAGCUGAUAAUGUUGUGAGAUUAUUCAUCCACUAUUUUGCCUGUUAUUGGAGCUUUAUCUGGAUUUUUAUUUGACUGUUUCUCAAAACUCCAAGCUGCAGUAAUAGUUGUUAGUUGUUGUGAUUGUAGAUUGAGAGAAUUAGCAGUUACAACUACAGUUUCUACCAGUCAUGAUAACAGCAGCAGCAGAAGAAGCAAAAGCAGCAGAAACAGAGGUAAAGACAGGAUGUUCCUGCAUUUUAAGUGUGUGAAGCCUUUCAAAACUUGAUAAGAGAAUUUGUCUCAACAGCAAAAAUUAAAGUUAAAGGAAAUGACAAGAUAAAAAUGUUAUUAAAAAAGGAAUAUUGUGGUAGGAAUGGACCUAAAUUGGCAAAAAACAAAAAAACAAAAACGAUUAUACAACAAUGUUACUAUGAGAUUAACUACAACUAAUCAUAAUCAAUCAUAACAGCAUUGAUUUUUAUUGAAGUGGGAUGUAACGUGGUGUAUUUUGAAGAGCAUUAAACAAGGCACAUGUUGUCAAAGUGGUUGAGGUACGUCAUCUCGUUUGUUAAUUUUUUUUUUAUAUCUUUCAUUUUAGCAGGAGCUCAGUCCAGGUCUCUUCCCCAGGCCACAGGGCUCAGCUCCCAACCAGGAGGACUAACCCCAACCCCAGGCCCCAGUCCAGGCCUCAGUGUACCCACCAGUACAACAGCAGGUAGGACAAAUUGAGCACAGUGCUAGUUCAGGCAGGCCAAAAAGUCAAGUUCAGCACAUAGUACAUUAUCUGAUCCUUAGCCAGCCCAUGUCAGCUGACAGCUCAGCUAAUAUCCAUCAACACGUCUCUCAGAAGAGAAAGUGGUUUGAAUUGAAGUACUCAUCCAGGUUCCUCUGCUGAUACAGUGCAUUUGCACUGACCAAGUCCAUAAACAUUUCUUGUACCCUUUCCUAUGUAAUCCCCCUCUCGAACACGAUGAAACUACAGCUGGCACUCAUUUUGCUUCUGCAUAAAAUAAAAAAACUAGUUUGUAGUCUCUGUGUGCCGUAUCCAGUCAAGUUUUUAACUGGUGUGCAAGUUCUCAAAGUUACCAGAUGGGCAUUAGGAGCCAAACAGGACAUCAAUUUUCUAAGUCUGACAGAAUGUCUGCUAAGUGAGAGUGACUUUGACUCUUCCAUCAUCAACAGCUGCUGCCCCCCUGGGAGAGGUCAGAGUUAUUUUGUGUGGGUGGAUGUGAGCGUCAGAUUGACCUCUAAAAAGGAUAAUCUGACCCUGCAUUAAGUAAGAUCAUCACUGCAGCUUUAUUCUUAAUGGCAUGCCACAUUUAGCCUCUUUACAUGUAUUGUUAGCUCCUCCCAAACACCUGUUAGACAUGUUCAUGAGACAUGAAAUCUGAUGAAUACAGCUGACCUUGAAACAUGAAGCAAACAUCUGUCUCUUUUAGGAAUAUUAAUCAUCAUUAUUCAUGGGACUUUUAUUAAAAUUGGCUCAAACUUUUAGGUGUCCAUCAGGAUUAAAUGUAACAACUUUCUCAUCCCCUAACUUUUGAUGUGGGACCACCGGUGGAUCUUAACUUUACACAAUUUCUAAUAGUUUGGUCAGUGACCCAUCGUCUGCAAAACCAGUGGCCUUCACUGGUUUUCUGCAUUUCAUAUUCAAUGUUUAUACCCAGAUGUUAGCAUGCAAACAUUUGUCCCCAUCAUGCAGCAUUUUAGCUUUGUUGUUGCAAAGAACCUCAACCAUGGCUGCAAGGUUAAGCUUGUCCAUUGUACCACUUUUCUAUCCUAGAAUAUUAAGAUUGAUCUGAAACAGUAAACACGAGUUUCAAGUACAUCAUUUCAUCUUGCUGUUUGUAUGUUAAGAUCUAAACUGAUUCAGCUGGUUGACAGUUUGUCCCCAAAUACAUCACUGCUGCCACAGCAGCUUAAGAUCAGCAUAUAAAUGCAGGCUGAUGAUUUUGAUAUAUGAUAAUGUCUGUUUGACUGACAUUUUACUCCCAAUGUUGAAAAACACAAAAACCUUACUGUUGAAGUCACAAAAAAACAACACAAAUGCUGACACUCAAGGUCACCUCUCCUGGCUGAGAUGUAAAUUGGUUUACAUCUCCUUUCAAAAAAGCAACAUUAUGAUCAUUAUUAGUCCAAAUUUAACAACCAAGAUGUAACCUAUUAACUUGUGAACAUCAGAGUAGGUUGAUUGGAGAUUUUGUGCAUCAACUUUGGUGCCAUCCGUUGGUUUCUGAUGAGGGGCUUUAGGGGUGCUCAAACAACGGGGGUUGCCACAUUAAAAAUGCUGACUCAAACAAGCUUUGAGUCAACCGGUACACUUGCAGAAACUGGAACAAAGGCCAGCCCCAAGUGGACACUUAAGGAACUGCAGUUUAUUGCACUUAAGCACUGGCCAAAUUCUUCAGUGCCAAAGGUUGCCGUCUGAUUUUCCCUUAAUUGUAGUUUUUAUGCAAAGCUGAGCCUACUGGUGAUCAGGGGAUUAUUUACGAUGAUGAAUAUGAUGUGUGAGAAUAACGUAUGCUUUUAUAGUCUAAAACCAACUACUUUGCAAAACAUAUAAUGAUAUAAUGUAGUCUUAUUGUUGUAGAUGUAAUAUCUAACUAUUGGUUUUAAACUGGAAUAGUGUGGUAGUGUGAAUUUUGAAGACUUCUUAGUACCUCUGAAAGAGCAUCCUGUGCAGGUCAGAUCAUAGUAAAAGCUUUUUGCGUCGCUUGACCUUCUUUAGUAAUGAUGUUAGACCUGUCUGUGUCAUUUUCAGAGUGUCCCCAAUGACUCAGACCCAGUUUUUAAAGUCAAACUGCUGGUCAACAGUGUUAGUAUGAAGAUGUAAAGGAGUUAAAGUGGAGCAGACAGCAGCAGGUCAUUAAACUGGGACAUGGCACUGCUCCAGAGCCACUCUGACAUUCCUCAAAGACAUGGUUAAUUCCCCUGCAUCCAUUCUGAUUAUUUCUUCUGUAACUUAAAUUGGUCCUAGCAACCCAAGAUACCUGCUUUCACAUAGAUUACAUCUAUAUUUAAAACAACAUAAAAUUAAGUGCUGCAGUUAGUUAGGAAAUUUCCUCCACCACACAUCCAGCCACUUUGGUGGCCACUGUAGCUGAACUGUAUAAAAUCACAAGAAUCACUUUCAUAAUAAUAUUGAUAACAAUGGAGGAAAGUUUCCAAAAUCAAUCAAAAGAAGAGGGAAAGACAUGAAUAUAAAACCUCUCAGUCUCACACAUCUUGUAAUAGUGUGUGGGAUUAUGAUGUAAGUGGAGACAGGAAACCAAAAGACACACACACACACACACACACACACACAUUAAGGUGUCCGUGUAGAGGAGCUGUAAUUACAUACUGUGUGUCCGUAUCAGUGUACAGGAUACGAUAACACUGAUUAAAGAUUAAAUCUAUCCCUCUUAACAGACUCACACGCACGCCCACUCACACUGAAAUUCUCACACACACACACACACACACACACACACACACACACACACACACACACACACACACACACACACACACACACACCACUCAGCCUGAAUGGUCAUGUGCGGUCUCUCUCUCUCUCUCUCUCUCUCUCUCUCCGUCCAUUACGUGAUGCUUGCUCGGCCAUGAAAAGCUCUUUGGCCUGAACUCAGCUCCUCGAGGCCAGGCUCGGUGAGAGAGUGUGUGUGUGCGUGCAUGUGUGUGUGUGUGUGUGUGUGAGAGAGAGAGAGAGAGAGAGAGAGAGAGAGAGAGAGAGAGAGAGAGAGAGAGAGAGAGAGAGAGAGAGCGAGAGAGAGACAGUGACCUGGCUGUCCAAGCAGCCUAUCAGCAGUCAGGUCAGAUGACAUCACAGCCAAUAUAAACAGUGGUGCUACAGGCUGACAGCCAUCAUGAUCUUUGAGCUCUUCAAUCAGAGGUAUCACGCAAAACUGCUUCAAUCAAUAAUUUGAAGAUAUUGAUUUGUAAUUUUUACUUAUUUUGAGUAUUUUUUGUCCAACAUUUGUAUAAACUGUAAAAUAUUUAAUAUACCGUAAUGCUCCACGGAAAUUGAUAUCACAGAGAGACGUGAUGCAUGAGUUCAAGUUUGAAAUAUUACUCUUGUGGAAUAAUGUUAUCAAGAUAUGCUCCUAAUAAACUAAAACAGUGUAACAAUGGUGGAUGAAACAAUGGUGGUUGAUAUGUGACAUUAGACACGGGCCAAAAACAAAAAUGCCACGAUGGUAGUAUUAUCUUCAUGCUUGAAGACGUCAGCGAGUCUACUACAUUAGUAGUUAUUCAGAAGUAUCUGGAAAGUGGGUUUUCUAAGUUAAAGUUUCAAGUGUUUACAUUUAACUUACUUUAAUGAACUACACUCAGUGAUCAUACUCCUGUAAGUAUUAAUCAUGAUAAGCAUUAAGAACAAAAGAAGAGCAAAGCCUGCAAAUAAAAUUAGUAAAACACUGUAACUGACCAUAAGUCUGCUUUUAUUUUUCAACAAGUGAAAAGAUUGAUUGAUUUAAUGUCUGAAAAUUUAAGAUAAGCUCUGUUCUUUUCAAUAACAUCUCAUGGAAAGAUAAAUGUAGAUGUGCAGAGGGCUGCCAUUAACAUUUGCCUUAUAUAUAAAACGAGUCAGUUGGUCAUGCUGUCCUUUGUUUCAUCAAUAUCAUAACCAAGUGCUUGUGAUAUUUCAACAUCCAAAAAAGUGUAGGGAGGUCUAGUUCUUAACUAAAUAAAUACAACAGACUUUAAUUCAGGAUCACCUUAAUUUGGACAGAUAUUACAGGCAGGAUGACAUUACAAUACCUUUACAAACUAACCCUCAUAGCAGUUAAAGGAGUAAGGUAAUGGCUGUGGAGACACUGUUGACACUUAAACACAACAUUAAUUGCAUACAGGUGGCCAGAUAUGCUCACAAUGAUAUGUGACAGCAUGAUAUGAUACGAUACAGUACAUUUUAUUGUCCAUUCAGGUUCACUAAGUCAAAAUCAGAUAGUUAAGGUCAUACAACAACAAUCAAGAGCCAUGUUUUUACACACACAUUUAUGCAUGUAUAUAUUUGUGUACUUCCAAAAUACCACUACUAAUAUGGUGGCUAUUCAAAUUGGAAUUCUUCCACUUUGGUUGCCCCUAGCAACAAAAUGUUCAACCAACUGCUGGUGUCAGACUGGAGAAGAAAACUCAAGGACAGUAGCCUACAGUUACAUACCUUGCGUUGUAUUCAUUUACACAGAUUAGUAGAGCAUAUAAACAUGAUUUUCACCACUGCCAAACAGGACUAACAACAAUAAUCUGUUAAAGUUUAACCUUGAGACUUGAGUUAAUAAAAAAACAGCAGUUUAAAAUUGAAGAAACAAACCCACAGAGAGUAAGAGAAGGAUUACAUAAGAAUUACAUAAUGAUUAUAACCAGACUUCUUAGAACAAGUAGCUGAGAGCAUCGUUUCAAUGGUCACAGAUAAUAUUACACCCACUGAACCCACACUCUGGACAGUGGGAUAUUCUCCUUAGUGUCAGUUAGCGACCACUAGGAGGCAGCAUAUGAACUUAUACACACACACACUCACUCACUCACCCACUCACUCACUCAUACACACAUACAAUCACUAAUGAAAGAAGUGAAUUCCCAUGAUUCACAUUCUCAGAGCAAAUUAAAAGAUUAACUCACAUGAGACUAAUAACGUUUACAAUAUUAAAGCUCCUCUCCUCCUGUAAUCCUCUGUGUGGGCAGAGCUGUUUCUGGGUACUGGACAAUAAUGUUAACGCACUCUGAGAGUUUAGUAUGUUCUACUGCAGUCUCUAUAUGAUGGAUAUACUCUGUGAAGUAUUUCAGAGAAUCCCCCCGGGGUAAAACGUAAAGUUUUUCCUCUAAUGAGAACUUCUGGAGUCCUGAUUGGAUGUUUCCUCUGAACAGCAGAAAUGCCAAAAUCAGCUCACCUUUUUCUUCCUUUGUUUUUUUUUUUUUUAUGUGGUGUGUAGGAGUGUAUGGAAGCUAGCUCUAAUUAGCUCUCCUGGGCUAAUAAAGGUCAGCGUGUUGUCCUGCUGAUACCCCAUUCAUAAUGAGCUGAGAAAUAGACAGUUAUUAAUAGAUACAUAUUGCUGCAGUGUAUGUGUGUAUGUGAGAGAGAGAGAGAGAGGCAGAAAGAUUGAGAUUGAGCAGGUGUUGAUGUGCGGUCUCUCGUUGAUGUAUUCCACGGUUUAUGAAUAGACCCUGCUGACAGAUUCACACACUCAAAGUGCUGUAUAGUGGUGACAAAAGACUUAAAAAGAGUCAUGGGUAUAUGGAGCGUAUGACCGGACUUGAACCUGUGAGGUCACACCCAUAUGACCCACAUUGUUGAGUACCUGAACACAGUCUAGUCAAACAAGCAGAGAAGUGGUGGAACUUCAUCGAAUGACAUGUCAUCCUAGGUUUUGUAUGAGCUCAACAAUAUGCAAGACUAGGUUGUCACAAGAAGGGACCUGGGAGGAUUAGCUGAAUAAUGAACGAGAAGAAACCAGAUAGGACAAGUACAGGACAGAAACAGUGUGGAGGACAAUGGAAAUGGAAGAUCUUGUUAACCUAUUCAAGUACCGACACCACCCAGAGAGCUCCGGUUUAGCGGUCAGGCGGUUUUUGCAAAGUCAGUGUAAAAAGCAGAACGACAUGUGCUGUAUUCGAGGAUUACUGUGUCAUCACAACCAACUUGAUGACAUUUGAAAGAAGAUGGGCUGGGCCAGACGAUACCCUGGAAGAGGGUUUAUGCUUUUCUUCUGAUGCCAGUGCUGUAAUCGUGUCACCAAACCUCAAGUCCAAGUUGAGUCUCGAGUCCUCAAUGUUCAAGUCCAAGCCAAGUCAGGGUCACUGCAGAAGAAGAUGAGUCUGAGAGAGUUAAGCCCCUAAUACCGAUAUUAUUAUUUAUACCAAAAGACCGACUGUUUUUACUAGUCUUCACAGUAUGAGGCAGGACUGACAGUGUAGAACCUUAUGGACAGGUGAAAACAUGUUUUGUUCAUUUUGAUCCUGUUGGUGUCUUGAGUUUAAAACGAUCUCUUAAUGUACAGCGCUGUGACGUCUGUAAUAGCUCUACAACUGUGCUGUACUUGGAUCCCUGCCUGAUGAAUUAAAAUACAACUGCAACCCAGCAGCUGUUGAUUAGAACUUAAGUGCUUUUUACAUUGCAUGUCACAUUCACACACUGAUGGCAGAGGCUGCUUUGUAAAGCACCCAUCAGUAUUAACUUAUUCCAUUCAUACACUAACACUGAGCCACAGCCGCUCCUCCCAAUCGCAACUUAAUCAACAGUUUAAAUAAGCGAACUUUGGCAUCUCACUUACUUUUCUACUUUUCUGUUUGUGGCCUGUCUUUAGACAUCUUGGCAAGAAUUGUUGCUGAACAAGAUGGUACACAGAUGUACAUGCAGAUCAAGACUUGAUCUUGCAGCCCUUGCUUGAAACAAAACUACUAGUUAUGGCCCAUGACACUAGUAUAUGCCCUCCUGUCCAUCCUCCAAGUCUCUUGAAACAUCAUCAUCGCUGAGAUGUUGUUCCCAGAGCACAAACUUUCCUCCCGUCUCAUAGUUCCAUCUUGUAGCACCAACUCUUCAUUAUUGUUCUUUGGCUUUGCAAAUUCAUUUGUCUAUACUUGUGAGCCCUUCGCUUUUAUUGAGAAACACCACAGAUGAAACAAAUCACUGAAGACAAAAGAAAAUCAACCCUGCGAGACUCUUUGCCAGGAGAUUAUGAGCUGUCCCAGGUAUCACCCUUUUUUAAAGUCUACAUGAAAUGCUUCUCGGGAUAAAAUGUUUGAACUACAGAGCAGACAGACUGAACAGGCAGCUGAAUAUCAUCUGCAUAAGAUUGAAAUGACAUACUGUGAUUGCUUUUGAUGUCCCCAGGAGGUGCAUGAAUUAAGGAAUAAAAUAAAAAUGGACCCUAAACUGAACCAUGUGGCACACCAUACUUUACAUCAGUAAAAGUAGCCAGUUGAACACUAAUAGGACUGGUCAAAGUCUAGUCAUCAUGUGAAUUAACAGAUGGAUCUUGCAUUAGUUAUACCAAAAUGUAAAAACUACAAGCUAGAAAAGGAUGAGUUGUAUUGGUAGAAAAUGGUAACAAAUAGAAAAAACUAAAAGAGGAUUUUUUUCUACAUUUUAUUCGUUUGUAUUUCAUUUCCCUUCUUGUUUUAACCUAGUUUUGACAUUCAUGCCUUUUCUCUGUUUAAUUUAAUCUGUUUUUCUUUUUUUAUCUCCCUAAAUGUUGUAUUUCCAAAUUAUUAGUUUCUUUUAUUUACUGUUUUUUUUCUUUCAUUCUGAGCUACAUUCAUUAUGCGUGUUGUUCUCAAAAACACAACAGAUCUGUGCUCCUUUCUUUUUCUCCUCCUCAGUCCUGUCCUCCACUCUCCUCUCCUCUCCUCCCCUCCUCUUUCUCCGCUGUGAACCGUGAUGCCAUGAACUGGCUGAGAGCGAGUGAGCAACACCGAGAUAGAGACACAGUGAAAGAGGGAUUUCCAUUGAGACAGAGUGGCUGUCAUCACCGCUCACCCUGAAUAUCAUCACCUCAGUGAUUCAGAUGCACUGUACGCUCCGUCUCUUUUCUCACUGUGUGUCGGUCGCCUUCUUCUAUCCACGCACACACGGAAACACACAUACACACGUGUCCCUCUGGGCUCGCACAGACAGGCAGUCAGGUGGCGAUUCUCUGCCGUUUGUUUGGGGUUUUCUCCUCCUCGCUGUAAUCAGGGAGCAGAUGACAGAGGGGAGAGGGAGGAAGAGGAGGAGGUGAGACGAAACAGCUGUUUCUCUGUCGAUGAUGUGGAGUAGUUUCCUCAAUCGAGGUAGGAAAUCCUUCUUAAUUUUGUGUCACAGCUCCACGUUUAGCUGCUUUGAUUCAGAGGUUUUGUUUUCAGUGUGGGGGGCUCCUGAUUGUAUGUAUUUAUACACACUGUGUCUGCAGGAAUCUUUGCGUGUGCUGUGUGUCAGUAUGUUGUUUUCUGAGGUAUUGAAUGACACAAAAGUCUUGACCUAGACUCGAACCUUGACCUGAGGUUGUUGUCUCUCUGCCCCUACAGUGUUUACAGUCUAAAAAUGGUGCUUCCACUGUGGAAACUGUGACCGACUUAGAGACAGAGUCAGCUGUCAGCACAGGUUGAAUAUAAUUGUUUGAUCAGUUAUUUCUGAUAUAUAUUUCUUCACAGCUAAAUAACUUGAUUCCUGCAGGGUUUUUGUUGUUCAUUUAUCUACUUCUUCAUUUGCUGUUAAGAUAUCUACUUUUAUUCUCUUGGUUUAGAUAUAAAAGUUGUGCAAAGGAUGGAGAUAGACAAAAUAAAGGCUGAAAAUAGCAGAUUUUCAAAAUAAAAUCCAAUGUUUUAAGGUUAGAUCUUAAAAUUAGAGAAUGAUCUAAUAUCUAAUGACUGUAAAAUAUAAGACUUGUGCUAAGUAUUUUUAUAAACACCAUUAAAGUUAAUGUAACUUUGAGACUGUUGUGUAUCUCUGCAGAAUUUAGAAUCACCUACAUGUGACGUUCAUAAAUAAUGUAGUUUUGAUACAACUAAAUCAUCAAGGACUUUUAGUGUAGUAGUGACAGUCUGCAGCCACGCGAGCAGCCAUGUGAGUUUAUAUUUGAGUAAUAAUUUUUGGCAAAUCCACUUAGGUUUUUAAUGCGCAAAUCGCAAAUGCACAUUAACAGGCAGAAACUGGGACCGUUCCUCCUGCAGAUGGUGAUAAUUUCGCUUACUUCAGAUCUCUGUUACAGACACUACAACACACUGUGCUGCCUCUCUCGCUUUAAUGUGAUGAUCUUCUUAUGUGCGCUCGGUAUGGAAAUCUGACUGCUUCUGCUCACACGGAGGAAGACUAUUUCCAGGAAUCUCAUUAGAUAAACGAACAUUUUGGCUCUUAAAACACAAAGAACUUCUCGAAGAUUUCAGGAUUAAACUGAAUAUGUAAUUAGAGAAGGGAACUGCGAUUGGUGCCUGUAUCUGUGACGUCCUGCUGUCUGUCUGAAUGACUGUGUCUGACAUUCCUCUGAUUAUAGAUAGCGUGACUGCUGUGAUUACCCACACACUGCUGCUCAUCACUACAGCACAGCGUGUGUGUAUGUGUGCGUGUGUUUAAUGCCUGGUUUGCUUGCACACACACAAUUGUUUCCUUGUGCAAUGUUUCUCUAGAUUGAACCUGAACCUAAUCUAAAACUGUUUUAGGGAUUUUACACUGCUCUGUAGCAUCAAGCCUCAUAUCUUUUGCUCUUCAUGAAGACAUAAACAAGUCUAAAGAUUGUUGGUUGUCUUUGGUUGUACUUUUGAAGAUAGGAGCUAAUUUCGGGAGUGUUUGUGCUUGAGUUGAUUUCAUUUCAGUGUCAAAUUAUUUCUUUAGACUUGCACUUGUUACUGAAGUUUCACUGUCUGUUGUCACUGAUCUUUACUUUGUUCAGCUGUAGUUUCAGCUAUGACAGAUCAGGAGGACACAGUCCAACACCUGUGGGCUUCUCUUUUUGAUUAUUUCAAGUGGUUCAAGUUAUUGAUAUAAUUUGCACCGUUGGUUGCUUGCUAAACAGAGACGUCGCUGAUAGGAGGAUUGAUGAAUAAUAAGAUCAAUAAGCAGAGUCUUUAAUGGCGUUAAUAUCAACAAUGGUGGACAUCCCUUUGGAUUUUCAGAUAAACAAUUCACCCAGUACCCAUCUUGAUAUUUAAAGGAAUACUGAGAGUACACAGGCUAGACUAAUGAAGCAAAAAGAGAGACCCAAUAGAGGGCAAGUCUUCAAGAAUAUGACUUCAGCCAUAAAAUGUUAGCCUGUUAUUGUAGCCCCCCUGGCUAACUCAGCAUAACCAAAGAGCUGCUAUCACAGUAAUUGGUUACACUUGAGAAACAGCGGUGCCAUUUCACCAACAAGAUUUAAGACUUGAUAAUCUUUCCCUUGUGUAUCUGCGUUCAUAAGGAGAGGAAAUGCUGUGCUCCCAGCCCAUAGAGGUCUAGUAGGAAAGAAUUAAGGUUUGGAUUUAUAAUAAAACCUUCUGUAAAAACCAACCCUACUAAAAAACGACAUCCCCCUACUUAACAGUCAAAGUGUGAUGAAGUUAAGGAGGAGCAUUCAUGAAGCGGCACAGACAUUUUAAGUAGUCAUUCAGUAGAAGUGUAAUGUAGUGGGCUGAGUACAAUUAAGGUCAGUAAUGUUCACCGGCUCAGUUCAGCUGAUAAUUUAAUGUUUGCAGGAUUGUCAAACAGAAAUAAGAAUAAAAAAGAGCAUCACCAGGAAGUGACACUAGAGGGAAUAUGAAAACACCAGGAUUACAAAAUAGAAUAGGAUAUGAACAAAAAACACAUGAAAACAUAAUUUCAAAAUUGGUAUAAUAUUACACUAUGUUUGGUCUUCAUCUAUUUAGAAUUAAUAGAAAAUUGUUGAGAUUCUUGAGGUUUAUGCUUCCUCUUGAAAAGUAAUAAACAUCCAAGCUCUCCCACACUUCAUAUCAGAACACAAACAUUCAGGCACACUUCCCAAACUUUUUCAGGAGGGCGUUCUUCGACUGAAAUAUCUUCAAGCCACUCUUUCCUGAAUCAAACGCACCCACACAGAAACAUGUCUAAUAGCCCUGUCUCUGAAACACACACCAGACACGUGGUCCAACGACUAAUUCCUCUAUCUCUGGAAUUAUUUUAAAGAUUUUCUGCAAAAAUAAACAGAAGUGCAGACUAAAUGUGUGAUCAGCAUGCUGCUAUAAGAAAGGACGCACUUGAAAGUAAUGCUUCUAAAUUUUGAAUGUGUGGGCAGGCGGAUGUGAAUGUGAGAACGAGGUAUGACUUUAUAAUUACUGGUCUUUGAUUUAGAAGUUGUGUCAUCUGGUGCAGCUUCUUUGCCUGCCCUUUGUUCAGUCACAAAAUUGGCCAUGCUUUGCCAACAGUGCAGAAAAACCGUAGACUGUGUAAAACAUGGACAUAAUCUCAGUAAUGUCACCCGAUUUGUGUCUAAAACUGAAGUUAGAAGCCUGUUGUAGGUGGUCCCCAUGUUGAAAAUGCUAGCUCAAUGUAACUUGUGGUGAACCUGCCUAGAAGCUAGGGGUGGGAGGAAAAAUCGAUUCACAUAAGUAUGGCAAUUUUUUGUUGCAAAUUUUAAAUUGACUUUUUUUGAUCAAAAAUCUAUUUUAUUUUUUUCACAUUUAGAAUUAAUCUUGACUUUCAUGUGAUGUGUAUUUUAUGGAGAAAUAUGGUUCCUGGAAUAGUCAGUAGACAAUCAUAAUCAUUCAACUGUUUUACUGGUGUUAAAAAUGCAGAUUAAAAAUCGAGAAUAUCGACAAUAUCAUAGAAUCGCAAUUUAAAUGGAAUUUGCAUCCAAAAAAUCGUAAAAGAAUUGAACCAGGAGAAAAGCAUAUCGUCCCAUUGUUAAGACGGACAUUUCCGUCUCAGUUACCAGCUACAGACUUGGACAUCAACAUCUUUGAAACAAAUACAGGAAGGGUUCAGAGUCUUUAUGGUAACAAUCCCAUUUUCUUAGCGUUUAUUUCUGUUCUCCCUCUCUGAACUGCAAAUAGACUUAAUAAUGUUUCCAGGUAGUUUAACGGUGGGAGGGUUUCUCUUAAGCCAGCACUUUAUUGUUGGUUUCCUAGUCAUAGUCAUGAAAAUCUUCAAGAGAUAUGUGUCCCUUUUACUGAGACUCUGAAAUGCUCCACUGUACUUUACAGAAAGACCUGAGAAAUGAACCAAAAGACAUCUGCAGAGUCUGUCACUCUCCUCAAAGCUUUCUAUGUUUGGCCAGUUCUGCUUCGAACAGUAUUGUGUCUGAUGGCAGCAGCAAUCUCAGCAAUCUCAGCAGCAAUGACUUUUAGCCGCACAGGGAACUCCAGCAGAUGUAGGCUCAUCCAUUUGUGCACAAAAAGCCUUGCUGCAAUUAAACUUGUUGCUGUAAAUUGCUGUAUACUUUUUCAGUCUGUGUUAUAAUUGUUUUUAAUUUGUUUGAGGGAACCUUCCUAAAAGGAUCAGUAAAGUCUGUCUCAUUAAGUCUGCUCUGGUUUGUUUGCUUGAUGGGUUUUUCUUUUCUUGGUUGCUCUGUGCUGUAGUCUGCAUCAAAAACAUUAGAACUGCCGGAGCUGGAGACAAUGAAAAAGAAAAAAUUUUUAUAAAAAUGUUUAACUGUACAUUUGGGUCUCAGUUUGCUCAAUACUUCUUCCAACACAAAAAGUUUUAAAAAGUCAUGAAAUGUCUGAUUUAUGUACAAUUAUUCGAACACAAUCAUGCUCCACAGAGGAUGAACCUCCCUGACUUUUUAAUGAGUUUUACCCAAAGACAAAUGAAACAUUUUUUCUCCAUUACUGACAAAGCUGAUUCAAAGAACGGCUAAAUCACGAGUUUGUUGUUUGUUCAGUCUCACACUGUAAUACACUGUUUUAAUUUCGCACUAAUUAGAUGACUUUUGCAGUUGAUUAAGCAGUUUUAUUUCCGUCAGUUCCCACUGUUUUCCUACCGAGUCUCAGACUGGAGCCCUCUUGUCUGUUUUCAUAUUCCUGAUUGGACUGAUGUGUGUGUGUGAAUGUGUGUGCGGCAUGUGUGCGUGCAUGCCUUAUUUUGGAUGAAGAAGGAUCUGAACGUGACCUACUUAGACACACACACACAGGCUUGUUAUGCUAAUGUGUGUGUUCCUCUGCAUAAUAAUAAUGCAGUGUGAUGUCUAAUGCUACCGUCAGCAGAACCACAUUCGGUUAAUGUCGCUCUACAGUUCUCUCCCUCUCCGUGGAUCAGGAAUGUUUAAGAUGCAGAUGAAGGUGGUAAGACGGAUCCUCCUCCCAGCAGGAUCACUGGUGUAUUUAUAUCCUGUGUUCUUCCAGGCUUCAUCUCCAGCAGCACUGAUUUCAGCUGCAGUGGGAAGCCAGGGAGGGAAUCUGUUAACAGUAGUUUAGUUAAGACAUCCGGGGGCAACUCAGCGGUGCACUUUUUAUCUGAGAGUGAGAUGAAGAGAUCGAUAAGGAGAGCACUGGCACUGGGCCACUUUUUACAUGAAGGCUACUUCUUAGUAUGCUGGAAACUGCUUGUUAAACCCCAGCACAAGAUUAAAUUAAAAAACUCUUACAUUAUAGUUUUAGUGAAAGUUUUUUUUUUCUUCUCUUUUUAAUAUUAUAUGUUAUCCAUGUCAUAUCAUUCCCUUUGCCAGUAUAGCCAGGCAGUCAUCAGUAGUGAUGGGAAGAACAGUUCUUUUGACUGUACUGAAUCUUCAGAAUCAAACAACACAGCAGUGAGUGAAACAACAGAGUAGCAAGUAGCAUGCCUGCUAAAUGAGUGGGAGUCACCGUUCUUUUAUAUCGCUGAAAAGUGGAGAGAUUAAAAAUAAACGUUGCAGUUGUAGUGGGGAUUUUGCAACUUUUAAAAUAUCAAAAAGCGUAUUGCUUUAAAUCGGCGAAAAUUAAAUCCCUCCUGCAGUUCGUGAACGACGCUACACCCCUCCCUCCUCUGCCUGCCUCAAGUCGUUCAGAGGUCGUUUGUUUCGUUCACAGUCUGACCGAUACAUUAGUUCAUUCGCUGUCAGCUAAUCACGAAACUCUGCUGGCCCGCUGGCUGGCUGGCUAUGUGUCGUUCGCCAAAGAGUCAAAGGUGGCAGUUCCACUUCCAAUCAACACGCCAGGCUCACAGCUGAGCUUAACUGAACUAAAAAGGGAACGAAUCAGGUCUCGGAGUGAUUCAAUUCACAUCGUUCACUCAGCAGGUUCCGUUCUUUUGAAUGAAACAUUCAUGAACGACACAACACCAGUCAUGAGUUUGUUUAUACCCGCUGCAGCCUUUCUCUUGUCACACUUGUUCUGUCCCUUGGCUUUUCAGACACAAAUGGAAACACUCGCCUGUUUCCUCCUGCUCCUCUCCCUGCUCUCCUCUCUCCUCCUGUGGCAAUCUGAUAGUUUGCAACACUAUUGUAAAAUAUGUUAUAAAUACAGCUGAGCCGCAACCUCCUCAUCCUAUUAAACUUUUUUUUCCACAUUGAUCGGAGCUGCUUAUGAGGAAGUGAAAAUGAGAAAACUUAAAGGUUUGAGAUGAUGUUUGAAGUAAUUAUGAGAUACACUCCAGAUAGUUCUGUAAAGACAAUUUGAGAAGAGGAAAUGCUAAAAUGAAGCAUUUUUUCCAUAUGUACAAUACCAACUGUGCACCGGUUAGUUGGGUGUAUGGAUUGCUCAAAACAGGCGCACACACUGUGCUCUGUGUAACAGGAGACAGUGUGAACCUACAACAACUGCUGUCUGAACCACACACACACACACACACACACACACACACACACACACACACACACACACACACACACACAAAGCAGUGACUGCAGCAGCGUAAUUUAAGCUUUAAUCCUCCAAUAUUAUCUGUAAGUGUGUGAGGUCGUCUUUCUCCCUUUCAGUGUGUAUUUCUCUCUCUCUCUCUCUCUCUCUCUCCUCUACUCUCUCUCUCUCUCUCUCUCGUCCCUAGGGAUUGGGUUUCCUCUCUCUGGAGGAAAUGGCAGCAGGGGAUUAAGAAGUAGCCGACACACACACACGCUCACAAACACACACACAUGCUCACAAACACACACACACACUCUCUCUCCCUCACACACACACACACACACACAGAAAUACACACCUGACACUCAGGGUUUUGGGGUUCAGAUAGCGAUGACACAUGCCACUCUUGCUCCAGUCACCUGAUAUGCUCUCUCUCCGUUACACACACACACACGCGCGCACACACACACACACACACACACACACACAGAAGGCAGCACAGUGAGUGUUGGGUGUGUUUGGCGUUUUGGUUGUUAAAAAGAAACGAGCAGAGCCGCACAUGCAGGCUGAGUACAGUAGACGACAGAGUAGCGUAUAGGAGGAUAAACACAAACUAAAAAAGGAGAAAAUUAAAGAGGAAAAAAAGUGAAUCUGGAUCCAAAUAGGGGGAAAAAAGACGUCUGGCUCAGGUAGGAACCUUCAUCUUCAUCCUCUCCUUCACCCCACAUCACUUCCUUCCGUCUGUGUGUGAAACAUCUCUGCUGCUGUUGGUUUCACUUUAACUCCGUUCGUUCAAAUCACUUCACAGUCUGAUUAACAGCACCAGAUGUUCCUCUGCUCAGCUCUCAGAGUUAAUGAUAAUAUAGUAAAGCUGUAGUAUCAGUCUGGAUGAUUUUAUGCUGCUGCUACUGAUGAUAAUGAUUUAAUCAGCUUUACACAGUCUGCGUUUAUUCACUAAACCUCUCUGUGUGUGUUUGAUAUGUAUACUGGAUUUACUGCAGUGAACACUCCAUCACUGCGCUAAAUAGACUUUGGAGAUGACACCGAGCAGCAAAAUAUAAAUACAGCAAGAAAUAGUUUCAGCUAUUCAACUACUGUAUUCCUUACGUCUAAUAUCAACAUUAUACAUCAUAAUAAAGAUAUUGUUUUAAAUCCCAGCAUUAUUCAUCAUGACUUCUUCUGAAAGUGCCGAGGACAAUAAUCCUACACUUUAUGAUAUCGUCAUUUAUCCAGAAAUUAUAGUCUAAAAACCUCUGAUAUAUCCACAAACCUCCUCUUCCGUAUGUUAUUGUCAUUGUAUCGGUCAUAGAAUCAUUCUCUGCUUUGGCGUAGUUUAUAUUAUUUAUAAUAAUUUUCCAAACUGUAUCACAGCAUUUCACAUCAUAACAAGUGCAUCAUAUUGUAUUAAACCAUUUCAUAUUGUAUUGUAAUUAAUUCUAGUGUUUGGCUAAUGACGAUGUCUAUCAUUUUGUUUCUUAUCGUAUCCAAUCACAUCAAAUCCCACUGAACAUCAACUCAUUGCAUCACAAAGUAUCAUAUCCUAACGUUAACAUAUUUAAUUGUAGCAUAAUGUACCGUAUCGUAUCGUAUUGUAUCGCAUCGUAUCGUACCGUAUCGUAUCGUAUCAUAUCGUAUCGUAUCGUGUGCGUUGACCUGCAGUUCUCAUCUCUACAGUGCAUGUUUUUUUUUUGUUUUUUUUCAAUUCUCUGAUUUUUUUUAAUGCGCCUUUUGUUUCUAGUUUUGGUUCUACAGAUGAUGCUUUUGUAAGAACUCCCACAAAGAAGUCUUUGGUUAUUUGUGAUCCUUUCAUAGAACCUAAUUUUUUUUAACAAUGUUUUGGUGCUGUUGGGUGGUCAGCAGGAUUAACAACGAACUAUUGCCCAUAUAUCAUAAAUCUUGCAAAAGGGACUGACAUGGGUCAAUCCAAGAAAGACCCGUUAAUGUUUAGAGUGAUUCAGAAUACUUUUCCCAAACAAGAAGAUGUAACUGUCUGAAAUUUAACCCUUGUGUAUGCUGCAAAUAAAAUGGUCUGUUGCUGCAAUUUGACAUACAAAACAAAAUUUAGGAAAUGAAGUUUCAUUUAAAUCAGUAUUUGAAAAGGAUAUUAUGCUAUAAUAUGCUAUAGUUGCUAUAGUUACUGUAGCUAAGGGGGAUUGGCUUUCAUACAGAUGAAGGUUCUGACUUAGUUGGUCAGACUAAUGCACAUUGAUUUUAUUGGGGCUAUUGAUAUUUUGACAGGUUGCAAGUCUCAACAUUUCAUUGUUGUUGCAUUCCUGAUAGAAAUAGAUAAGAGAAAAUCAUCCUGUGAUGCCAUGCAUAAAGAAAAUAGAAAAUAUUUAACUGACCACUUUUUGCGUGAAAAAAAUCUGUAAAUAUAUCUUUUUUUUUAAGAUAAUACAGUUUAUUUGGUAGGAACAAUGCAAAUUACUUAGUACAACUUCCACCUGAACCGAUUAGGCUGUCGCAGCUGAUGUUUUUUAAAAGAGAGAGGGUCAAAGAUAAUACAAAAUAAUCUGCAUACAAUAACAGAUAUUUGUAUGCACUUUGGCCUGUAUGUGAAAAAUGUUCCAAUUAAAUGCAGUGGAGCACAUCUCAAAACCAUGAAUCACAACACAGACAUAGUAACAAUCAGUUCACAGCUACCAUGAAGGAGUGCAUCUGAUUCUUCAAUACUGAAAAGGUGUGUAAUGAACAAAUAUUUAAUGACAAGGUGGAUCAAUUAAAUACACUUGCUGCUGACAUUAGUGGCUUAUUUGUCGGUGCUUUCCCUAUAUUAACAUUUGAGUGGAGGAAUUACCCUGUGAUGAAGUGUUUUCACCAUAUGACUGAUGUUUUUGCAGCCUCAGUGAAAGAUCUGAACUGGCAGGCUUGAUUGAUUUCAGAUAACCAUCAGUAGAAAGCGCAUCUUUUUUUUUUUUUUUUCGGGGGAUGCUUUUGUGGCAAGGAUUCCCCUUACAUAACUGUACGUGAACCUUUUCUCUUUUGUGCCUCAGUUAAUUCCCUGAUGGAUAAGGCUGGAUAAAAGCGGAUGGUUCAACGAAGCUAAUAAGCAACAAUGUCUUCCACUAUUUUGGUCUUUACGGCUCGUUGUUCCUUCAAAGGUCAGCUGUCAACUUCGCUCGCUAAGAAAAAAGUUAACCAAAGUUGAUCUCAGUGCAAAAAAGGGUUUACAUCUGUAGCCUGUUUGUCUGUACAUCAACAAAGGAGUGACGGUGAUGGACUGAUUAAAUGCACUCUGCAAAAGGUUAAGGAAUCCCUGCCACUCAGAGAAACACCGGUAUCACUGAGACACUUUGAUAUAUGUUUGGACAUAUUUAGAGUGUUAUGGAAAGUGUUACCGAGCCUCUCUCUCACACACACAGACACAUGUAAGAAGUGUGUGGUGCAGUGGAAACAUGAGCUGUUAUUGGCCAGCUGGUUGCUAUGUGCGAGUUUUAUUUUAAUUUCACCGAGCUGGCACUGUGGAUUUCUCUGUAUAUUAGUGGGUUUUUAUAAUACAUGCAGCUGAUAUCUUCGUUUAUGACAGUCAUUGUUCAGUCCAAGGGAGACAAUGCUUUCUAAAAUUGCCUCUUUUUCCUCUUACUUUUACUUUCCAAAAUUGUUUCCAGUCAGAUAAACAUUUAAUGGUUCAUAUUGUACCAAACUUUGGGGGGGAGUUAUCAGCCAGGAAAGAUUGGUAGCAGUGCUGUGAUUUAGAGAAUUUGUGACUCUUAAGGUUUAUCAUAGAAAACCCCACAACACCAGAGAUUUUAGUUAAAAAUGUUUUGCUCAAAUGUCCUCAGGAGCUCCAUAAAACCUGCCUGAUCAGUGCGGCCUCUGCACCUCCAGCCACUGCAAGCAUAUCUUCACCAUGUUGAAGAUGAAACACCACAGAUGCUCUUUGUGCCAUUCCUGCAAAUAAAAACUUAAUCUGCUCCAUUUGGAUUAAUAUACUAAAUUGGGUGAGUGAUUAAAUAUAAGCCGUUCUCUUUAGUUGCCGGUUGUGGUUUGUGACAGAUGACACAGAGCUCUGCAGGUCAGAUCGGUUUCGUGAGGUUCGGUCUGCAGCUGACGCUACAGCAGAGCACAGUGUGAGAUUUUCCUUCUUACGUCUUUAUCAUAUGAGCUUCCAAGUAGAACUGACCACAUGUGUGUGUAAAUGUGUGUGUGUGUUUGAGGUGUGAAUGCCAGAGAUAACCCUGGCUGCAGCCAGAAUCGUAAAUCUCACCGCUUCAGAUCAAACUGGACUGGCCAGCAGGAAACUGGAGGCUAAGAAAUACCCUGGGUUUAGCUAUAGGUUUGAAUAGAUGGUUUAUAGAACAUCUAAUCUCCGCAGCUGCUGAUGUCAGGAAAACUUUGAUCAUUUAACACUGUGAAAUAGUUUCCUCUAAUGAUGACUUAACCUCAUGGGAUGUAAAUGCUGCCGCUUGGAGUCUGUCAUCCAAACAAUGACAAUGGACACUGUUUGAUGAAGUAACGUCAGGUCAUGGGAGGUUUGUCCUCAUUUGAACGCCCACCAUUGCUGAUGAAAGACUGUAAGUAAUGACCAGCACAGAACUUAUUGCCACAUCAAAAAAAAAGUGUUUUCGGGUAUAAUUAGAUAAUUUUUUACUCAUGUUAAGUAAUGUCAGUGUUAUAAUACAGCCACAAAAAUCUAUAUUCAAGUGGUUUUUAAAGGGACAGUUCAGCAUUUUUUGGAAGUGGGAUUGCUAAUAAACUUACUAUUGACGAGUACCUCACACAACUUCACUUAAAAAAAAGUGAACUAUCCCUUUAACAUGGUUUGAUGUUAGAUAAUACAAUACCACACUAAAAAUGAAACAAUAAAAGGCAAUGCUAUUGUGAUGCAACACAACAUCCUGAAAAGCAAAGAUACAAGUAAACACAACACAGCAUGCAAUGAUUGAAUAUUACAUUAUAUUAUAUUAUAUUAUAUUGUAUUGUAUUGUAUUGUAUUAUUUUAUAUUACAUUAUACCAUACCAUACCAUACCAUAUCACAUUAUAUGACAUUACAUUAUUAUAGUAUAUUAUAAAUAAGCUCUUGGCUCUUGCUAAAUCCACUGAAAAAAAAUUAAUCUUAAUAGGGUAUUAAGUAUUUUUGAAGUCGAGUUGUAUGAGUUAUCUAUGUCACUUCUAAGAGUACUAACCAAAGUGAAUGCUGGCAAAAUCAGCCCUUUUAUUGAGAAACUGCGCGUAGAAACUGGACUCAAGGUAUGCUAGAGUUUUCUACAGAGGCGGCCAACUCUGCUUUGCAAUUUAGCUAUGUUUUGAGAGACCCUGAUCUAAAUGCACAUCUUGGUUUUGGUGUACACUACACUCUGAACCGUCAGAAAACUCGUUUGUUUUUGCACCAUUUGUGGAUGCAAAUAGUGCAUUUGCAUACAGGCUGAUAAGCUAAUCAGUUCUCUGCUGUAUGAGUCACUGUGAAUUUUGAUAUUGUUGCACCUCAGCUUUGCAUAUUAUUAAGAUUUAUUUUGGUGCUUUUUUGGCUUUUAUUGAUAGAGGGCAUCGGAUAGAGCAGGAAACGGGGUAGAGAGCAGGGAGUGAUGUGCAGGAAAGGGGCUACAGGGUGGAAUUGAACUCUGACCAUUUGCACAUAUGGGGUGCAUCUAAUCUGCUACACUAUCAGCACCUCAGCUUUGCAUGAUAUUAAGCGCCGAAUGCCUAAGAUUAGCUUACAGACGCAGUUAUAGCUGUGGAUGUCUAUUAUUUCAGCUUAGUCUUCCCCUUCAACAGCUAACACGGUGUAUUUUGAUAAGUGAAACAUGCUUCUAAUUUUUCCUACCAGAGGGGCAGAGCUGCCGAGCAUUCAUUGUGGCUGGAACACAUACUAGUGACAUAUCUCAUACAACCCUCCUUCAAAAAUACUGAAAUAUCCCUUGAUAAAACUGCAGAUUAUGUCACUCAUAAGAAAUUCAAGCCUAUAUUUUUCUGGUUAUAUCUUCAGAUGAGGUUAUCUUUUCAGUUUAUGUGCCAUACCAGGAAACCAAAGAUUUUCCCUUGUCAUUUAAAUCAACAAGCUCAUAAUGCGAGUAUAAUUCUGGUCAUCUGGUAACUGGUUCAUUCAACAGUUGUAUUUUCAGGCGCUUAGGGACUCCAGACUUUAAACUGAGUGGAGAUCUGGCAAGUUAACACAGUGACUGGCUGGUCGAAGUGUUUAUUGAACUGCCACAGUGGGAAGGGAAGAUGAAAAGUAAAUUAAAGACCCUGUUAGCCAGCUUGGCUUGAAUGAUGGUGGUAUUUUGGACUUGACAGUUACAGUAGUCCACAAACUAGCACUGAGUUUCAUUUGUUAUCAAGUGUCUGGUACAAAGACAUUUGAAAUAUUUGAGAAUGCUCCCUUCUUUUGCCAACACGUUCUUAGAAACUAUUUUGAUUGGUCAUACCCAUAACCAGAUUUUUCAUUACAUGUCAGAUCCUGUAUCAGACAAAUACAGUGCAAAGUAGUUUUAAGUUACUGAGGACAAUCAUGACUAAUUCCAGACUCGAGAUUUGUAGGGUGCAGAUGGAAAAUCAUUAUUUAAAGAAACCUGUGGGGAAACUUUAAGCUGAGAGUGUUAGUUAGUUUGUUUACAGGUGGCGCUUGGUUUCUCAGAUCUUCCGAGCAAUCAUCAACGGCCUGAAAUAAAACUGUCCGGCUCGUUAUUUAGUCACUGGCUGGUUUUCAUUCUGGCUUACAGACCAUGUGAAUGCAGUAGCAGAUGUGUUUCAGUAUUUAUAGCACCUUCUUAGAACAGCAACUAACUGUAAGACAGAAGGGUUACUGGGAGUGUGUAUGUGUGUGUUUGUGUGUGCGCAUGUGUGUUGUAACCAGAUAUUAGAGGACAGAAGGACAGGAUUAAGAUGACCCUGUCACCACGCAAUUCGUCACACAGACACAUACUUAAAGAUAUCGCCGAUCCAUACCGAUCAUACAGGAAACCAUGUCAAACUUCAGACUCAGUUAAACUCUGUCUCCAAUAUGUGGCACAUUCACACCCUAAAACUGAGUAAAAGUACCAGAAAGGAAUAUCAGCGUGCACACUUUAAAAUCUCUGGACGUUUGAGUGUUGUGUUGAUUGACACCGAAACACUGACAUUAAAAAGGAGGUCAAACAGUUGUGAGAUAGAGUUUCUCAAGGCCUAAGGAAUCUUGGAGAUAUUCCUACAGUCCAACAAGACACUCACGAUCCUCCUGGUGGCUUACGUUGUCCUUGAGAAGGUUCUGGGGCUUCUUAAAGACGGUUUAACUGGUCUUGGGAGUUAGCUUUGGUGGUCCUUGAAGCGAGUCAAAGAGUUUCCUUCUUAUGUGAUAUAGAAUAUGGAGACAGUACUUAAAUUAACACCGGGGUCAAUGGCAGGUGAAAUAACUUGAGAUGGAGAUACUUGUCCAUAAAAACUUUUAAAGGUACUUAAGUGUCUGUCAACAAGUCCUUCGGAUGGCUUGUAUAGUCCUUUAGGGAGGGGUGAUGACCUUGAAUGGUUUUCUGCUCGAUGGCGUCUGUCUAAGAGAGCUUUUAGGGUACCAUAGGGAUUUGAAAGAUGCCUGUUUCUUUCUUUGGGCUCUGUGGUUUAAGUGGUCCAUUUUUUUUGUUUAGGUGAGAUCAUUGGUCCAUUGAAUUUUUACAAUGGUUUAUUGAUACUCAAGGUGUUUUCAGUGGUCCAUCAUUUCUUGAUGUGGUUAAAAAUUUCCACUGUUUCUUAGGAUGGUUUUAAUAAAAGUGAUCUAUCCAAAAGGGGUCCAUUAGUUUUCUAGGGGGUGUCAGUGGUCCAUCAGUACCCAUAUUGGCUUCACUGGUCCAUUGUUUGGUAUCACUUGUCCAUCGGUACUCUAGGUUUUUCAAGUAGUCCUCUUGUCCUCUGGUGGUUUCGGAGGUCCAUUCGUCUUCUAGUUGGUUUAAGUGGUCCAUUAGUUCUCUAGUAGUUUCAGUGGUACAUCGCUACUCAAGGUAGUGCCAGUGUUCUGGUUUCUUUUUGUAGUUAUACUAAAGGGAUUGCCAGUGUCUCUAUGGUUCUUUGGUUUUCAGUGUUUUUUUGUUUGUCUUGAUGAUUUCAGUGGUCCGUUGUUUUUUGAGAGUUUUUUUUUUAUAAGCCCUUAGGUGAUUUUACUGCUGCUCAAGGAGGUACUGCUACAAUAGAUUAAACUCAUUACUUAACUAAUAGUAUCAGAAACCCUUUCUGACUGCAUCUUUCCCAUGGCAGCUCAAAGUCAUGGUGAGGUAUGACGGCAUUCCUGAUAAUAACUAUGAUACUGUCUUCAAAUCAGUUCAGUGGCUUGUCCAAAAUGUCUUAAACUGUUAGCUGAAAACACCUAGAGUGUAAUAUAGUAUAUUUGACAUGUCUGGGAGAUUUCAGAUGCUAGUGAUACAUCGUCUUAAAAGACAUGAUGAAUUAUUUAAGGCGAAGCUUUUGUUUUGGCAGAUCCAACCCGCUGACACACUACACCUUCUUUAAAAAUAGAUGUUAAUCUGUAUUUACUAUAAUACAUAAUCUCUGAGCUGAUCCAGACAGUGAUAUGGUCUGUUGUGCGUCUGUCUACAUGUGUUUGAUUACAGCACUGUGUUGUGUCAUGCUGUUAGUGAUAAAUACAGAUACUGACUCACAGCUCUGUUAUAUGAGGAUAAACUCAGUGAGAAUCAUCAUGGCACUCAGCCAAUCUUCCUCUAGCUUGGUGCCAGUCUGAACGCACACUCAUAGCUGGCAAUUCCUGGCCUGGCUUUGCAUUGUCUGAUCUGGGCACAAUGAAGACCUGCUCAGUUGAGUUUAUUCAGAUCAACAUGUAAAACUUUCUCAGAAAUCCUCAUCUGCAAGGGAUAGAGCUGGAUUAGACAUAUUAUAGGGGCUUAUGGUGCAUUAAGAAGGUGUUAGAUAUUGGUCAUAAGGCACCCAGGGUAGUUGAAGGGAGGUUAUGGGCAAUUAAGAGAGGAUAAAAGGGCUUAUGAGGUAUUUUAAAAUGGGUUAUAUCGAAUUUAAUAACAAUUGGGGUAUUUUAAACUGAGUGGUUAGAGAUGAGCAUUACUUUUGAUUGGGUGGGACUUAUUGUGUUGGAAGGUAUUUAGAAAAGGUUAGAAUAGAUAUUGUCAACUAAAAAUCGAUUAAAUCUUUACAGUUGUGCAGGAUCAGUAAUACAGUAUUUGAAGUAGAUAUUAUUGGUACAGAAUGAUUAUUAGUGCAGUUAGAUGAAGUGUAAUCAAGCUAAUAGCUACAUUCAGACUAAUUGGCCCCAAGUGGGUGAUGAAGAAACCACGCUUUUAUUUAAUUCAGCAGCAAUAUUGUGCAAACAGAUAGACGAAGAAACUGUGAGUUUAAUUUCUUUACACUAUUUCAUAUUAGAUAAUAUUACACUGUCACAGAUGAAGGAAGGGGCUUUAAGUUGGAGGGGUGCUUAAAUAACUCCAACCAUGACUUGGUGCUCAAGGGUUUAUCUUUUGGUGUGCUUUUUUAAUGUCUGGUGGUUCACAAAAGAAAUCUGAAAAUCUUUUCUUUACCAUAAUGUACUUUACCAGUAUUAGUGGCUGCCAGGUGACAUGGCUGCACGAUGCCUACCAUUAUUUCAAUUUUCUUAUCGUUCUCAAAUCUUCCUCAAUCUUUUAAAUGUAUUUUUAUCUAUGUAACAAGAGGAAGUUAUAAAAAUAGAUAGUCUUAUGUGUUUAAUUUCAUUGCUUUAUUUAGAAAUGGAAAAAAAAGAGUGGGUGCUGCAGCACUUAUGAUAUUUUACUCCCCAAGAUUAUACCAUUUCUAGCCGUUCAUGCAGUCCUAAACAAUUUUAUUACACAUUGAGCAUAUUUUUUUUAUCUUGUUGGUUAGGCAUGAAAACCCACUUAGUUGCAUUUAUCUGGUGUAAAAUCUUGUUUUUCAGUCGCCAUCUCUGGUGACUACACUGCAGGUCAGACACAACAUAUGACCAGCAUUUUGGGCCAACUAUAAAAAUAUCAAGACUGACAAGAUUCAAUCCUUGAGUUGACUAAUCACGCACAUACCCAGUCAGGAUGUUUCCACAGUGGCCUGAUAUGGGCUGUUGUGCUCUGAGAGUGAGUUCCAGUGUGGAGAAGCGGGGUAACAUUGAGUUCACAGUUGGUGAAUUUGGAUUAUGAAACAUACAGAAUGUGAUGGAAUGACCUAUAAAGCGUUUGAAAUCAGUCAGACAAGUUUACAGAGUAUUUAAAAUGCAAUCAGAUGGGUUUGCCUAAAUUAAGUUGGACAGAUGGACUAAACCAAGAAGACUAAAUGUUCUUCCUCUCCUACUCUUCCUCCUCCUUCUCUGUCAGAGCUGAUUCAGUUGCUCUCAGUGUUUUCACCCACACUCUGUUGUUACGAAAGAAUUCACUGCAGGGCUUCUGCAAGCUGUGACUUUAAAGGUACAUAGAAAGAAGAAUAACUCUUAUUCUCCAGCAGGUUUACUCUUUGUAUUUGUGUACGCAGCGUAUGUAUAUGUAACACCUUCUCAUGCGUAACUGGAACAAACACAGCUGCGAGGAGGUUUAAAUUUGGAGUCUGAAUUCCAAGGCAUCACGACUUUCCCUGAAAUGGCCCGCACACACGAAGAUUACACAAAAAUAAUGCCAUGAUUUGACUCUAUGUGGCUUUUAAGAGUUGGGAUACUUCAGUUGUUUUGAACAACAAAGGCAUUUUCCACUCUGUUUAGUUUUUCGGGCAUUUUGUUUGAGCAGAUUUCUUGGCUUAUCUCUACCUCUUUUAAUGGAGAUGGAAGGGAGUUCAGAAGUACAAAACAACCCUUAGUAGCUCUUUGGAAACUGUACACAUGGACUCAUUAUGUGAGCUGCUUAAAAACCCAUUUCUUCCUCUUUUCUCCCUGUAUUACUGCAUCCUCUUGACUGCAGCAGCUGGGGCGCCAUAUGUUCAUCAUGUUAUUGCUGUUAAGUACAUCAACCACCCAGGUCUGCAGGUCAAAAUAACAUCCAUAAAUCUAUAUGAAAUGAGUCAAAGACAAAGAUUUACCCUACUUAUUACCUCCAGACUUCACCAGAAAAUAGUGUAAUAUCUUUGAUGAGGUCAGCGUAAGAUAUAUUCACUGACUUUCUCACAUUUAACUGACUUUCUCACAUUUAACUGUGUAAUUGAAUGCAACAUUUUCAUUGCCUCAGCAGUAGGUUACAAGGAAGAGGACAAGAGCAGAGUGCUGCAGUCUGUGGAAAGGUUAUAUUUAAACACAAGUUUUGCCCUGAGCAAAGUGUUUUUUAAUACCAACUGAAGGCUUCAGCAUCUUUCUUUAAAAAAAAGAAAACAAAAAAAGAAAGAACAACACACAAAUAAAAAUUGGGCCUCUGAAGCUACCUUGAAAAAGGGGCAGUGCUUUGCCUCUCUGCAAAAACAGCAAAAGAAAGAGCCUUUUUCUACUGGAGUUUAAGAAGGGUGUUUUUUUUACAAUUAACAAGCGGACAGUGACCAAAGACAGCAAGAAUAAACAUUAUGGAGCAAUAGUCCCCUUGAAGAAUAAGGGUAUUAUACAAGCCAAUAAGCAAUACAGUAGCUGGUGUGGUUGAACCAAGAGGCAGCCUUUGGUGUUAAUAAAUGUAAGCAAAUAAAGCAGAAGUGCCUAAAACUGCAGUUCAUAAAGUGUCCACUAGAGGCUGGCUUCAAAAGCCUUGGAAGCCACACACACACCCAUUUAAAGAGGCCCAUCUUUAUAGCAAAAAUAGACAUUUUUAAGGACUGGUUCAAAGAUGAUUUUGGUUUUAAUAGAUCAUUUCACUCUUCAUACUCACUACACAGGGGUGAAUGUUUGAAUGAGACAUUAGUCUUUAAAGUAUCAAGGUUGUGAAUUUUGUAUAAUUCAAGGCUCUGCUGAUGUGACUGAAAGGCAGGCUCACUUUAGCUGUCACCAGUGUGGCGAAAGGCAGUCAGUCUUUGUCUGUUAAAACACCAGCUCAUUUCCUCCUCAUUGAUUUUUGGCUGACCCCAAAUUAGGCUGAAUCAGCUUUUCCAAUAUGGCAACCACAAAUCCCAGACUUAAGAGCCUCCGUUAAGAAACCAGGAGGUGAUGUCACUGGGACUAGUUUUACUCAGUUUAUGACGUUGAGCCAUUUUAGACCAUAAUUUCUUCUUUGAUAUAAAACAGGCGACCAACCACCUGAACAGAUGGCUGAAGAACAAAAGAGUGGUCAGUUCAGUAACAGUGUUUUAUUACAUGUUGGAAAUCAAUCAUUCCCUGUCUCUGUUUCCUGGUCUUUAGGAAGUGGGUGUGGUACAGUGGGCGGUGCGUUGCCAGGGCUGAUAGGCGCCACUGGUCAAUCGGUGAUGAUGAAACCUUUCCUGUCUUUUCCUGUUGAGACGUCAACGCCAGUCGGACUGUUCCCAAACUUCAACACGGUAUGAUCGUGUGUGUGUGUCUAUUUGUGUGUGGGUGUGAGGGACAGUUACAGUGACAGGAUGUCAUAGCUGCAGGCGGUACAGACUGAAUGCGAUAAAGAGACCUGUCACUUCAUCAGCAUCACUCUGUCAUCACCGUUCAGUAAGUCCUCGGCAGUUUGUUGACCUUUGACCUCUACCUCUACGUGUGUGUCCUGCAGAUGGACCCGGUGCAGAAGGCCGUCAUUAACCAUACCUUUGGUGUCACGUUGGUACCUAAGAAGAAACAGGUCAUCUCAUGUAACGUCUGCCAGCUGAGGUUCAACUCUGAUGUAAGCAUCUAUGUUUGUGUUUUGAUGUGUGUGCGCUGGUUUGAUUCUUCGUACUCCUCCACUUAGUUUGAUGUUUUUUAUGACCAGCUUUCAUUUAGUCAUAUUUAAAGGAGUAGUCUGUUAUUUUCCAUUAAUCUUUUUGUCCUCUGGCUUCCCUGAUAAUAUGACCUGUUUAAUUUCUGUAAAUACUGCACAAAAAUGUCAAGUCUUGUUGACUUAGUUUAUAUCGCACAUUUAAUAAGUAACUUCUGUUGACCAAUAUAAGAGAUCACAAAGAAACAACAAUAAGCUCAACACUUCAACAAACUAGUUAAACCUGUCAGGGUUAUAUCUAGGAGCAGCUGAUUGGUUGACCUCAGUGCUCUCACUGGACUGUAAACUUAAAGAAGCUCAGCUUAGUGCUGUGGCGCCAAUCCAUUAAAGGCCUUAAAAGUCAACAACAAAAUUUUGGAAGUGGUCUCUUUCUUUUCCUUUCAAGCUACAUGACUGCUCUAAACCCACAUACAAAGAAUAACAAUAGUCAAGAUGAGAUGUUAUGGAAAGCAUGGAUCACCCUUUUUAAAUCCUUAGGAAGGAGAUAAGCCUUUACUUAGAAGGUGGACCUAACAACAGAAGAAAUUUGCCUGUCAAAUGUAAAAGCACUGAGACACUUUCCAGAAGAGUGAACACUUUGGCCAGAGGGCCAAAAGUGUUUCCAUCCAGCUGUUCGGGGUGUCCAAACACAAUGAUCUCAGUUUUACUCUCAUUAAGAUUCAGGAAGUUCAGGCUCUGACCAUUAACUGAAGUUUUUCAGAUAAUUGAGCAGAGGCUGAAGUAAAUCCUCUUAAUAUUAAAGAAAAAUACAUUUGGACAUCAUCUGCAAAGUUUGAAUGGAAAAUAGACCGAGCGUUUUGGAAAGAAAAUAAGAUUGGACCCAAGACUGACCCCUGAGGGACUCCCAGAGUAAGAGGGACUGUCUCUGAGAAAUAAUCCCCCAGAUGUAAAGAGAAUUUCUUAUCUGCCAGGAAGAACUUGGACCAGCUGAGAGCUGCCCCCUUAACGUUACACAACUAAGUAAAGGGUAAGGGAGUAUCUCAGAGAUUACAUAGAAAUCUAAGUCCUCCCAUUUGCCUCUAAUAAAAAAGGGUGCCAAACCUUAACUUAAGCCUUUUUAUAGGUUACUUGUUAGGAAUCGACCUUUACAUCUAGCAAGCUUCUCAAUUGUUUGGAUUAGGGUUAGGAAAUAUUAGUAAGUCUCUUUGGGAAGUCAAAAGCAAAUCCGUCACAUGAUUUUGCAUUAAACUUUCUCUCUAUCUUACUUUAGCUUGGCUUGUCUAAUAAUUAUAAAGUGAUCUCAGCAGAAUUUACAACUUUGUUUUCCUAACUUUGAUCCUUGAAAAGUAAAAAUAAUGUCCACAGAUUUUUAUCACCUUUGGUUUCUGGAGCUCGGCUUGGAGUUUAGUUGGUAACAUUUGCAAGGUUUGCAUUAUUCUUCUAGGUUUUCACACAAAACAUUGGUUUGUAUAAUCAGGUGUAGCACCUGGCGCUCUGUCUUAGCACAACUCUGUAAAUGACUCGGCUCAUUCACAUAAUGCCUGCCAAGAGAUAACAAGGUUCCUUCUCAGUGGCAUGCCAAUCAAACAUCACUAAUGUAUGAGCAUUUAAAAUUAUUCAUGAGAGAACACAAAAACAAGAAUCACUGCUGAAGAGAAGAGACAGGGAGAGGAGAGGAGUAAAGCCUGAACUUAGUCUAAUAAACUGAAUUCAAGCUGAGUCACAAAGCUUUCAGACAGUCACAUGAGGACAAUGGCGACCUGGAGGCUUGUUACAGUGCACUUAUACACUCACGCUGGAAUGAUACCCUGUGUGGUGGCACAUAACACAAUCAUUUACAGUACAGAGACGGGCUGUUUAACCUGAGAAAACCUGCAGAACAUUAUGCAUUUGACUGAAAAACUGGCUAAAGCAAGAAAUUGUCAGUCAAGGACAUGUUUUAUCAACUCCAAAAGCUCCAUUCAGUUUGAGUAAGCGCUGGUUACUACAAUACACACACGUGUCAGAACACUGCUGUUUUACAGACUCGUUGGAAGAAAAUAAAGGCAACUGAGGCGAGUUGUAAAGACUAUAAAGUGGAGAAACUUCAUCCAAUGUGACUGAUAUCAUUAGCUGCCCACUCGCUUGUGGUGAAUGUUCAAGACUAUUAAUUGCUGCAUUCAGACUUUGGCUCAUCCUAACUUCAUACUGACUUAUUAAUAGAGGACAUGCAGGGACAACGUCUGCAUUAGUCAGGGUCAGCGGAUUCAGUCAGUGGUGUUCACAUAUAUACCCCAACUAGAGAGUGUGAAAAAUUUUUUAUAGAAGAGCGGUGAGUGCUUGUGUUUGAAAGGGGCUGCCGAAUCUUCUAUUUCUUCUCCUCUACUUGAGUAAAAGCUCUUACUCUCUUGUAGACAAAACAAAGUAAAUUAAUCCAUUUUGAAAACUCAUUUGUGCCAAUCUCGACCAAAGUGAAUUAUGUAUCUUGGGGCAGCAUGCGUUGUGCGACUGUAUCAUGGUGUUUGUAUCUUUUUUACUUAUUUUUUGUUUUAUGCAGAACAAGUGUGUUAUGAGUUAAAUAUACCGCUCAUGGUUUUAAUCGGUGUGUCAUCAUUUAUGGAAGGAUUAAUCUUAAUUUCAUUGUUUCUAUUCAUUAAGACUACUUUAAAGUAGCUUAAUUUUUAUAACACUUGAAUCAUAAGGUUGAAUCAUCGUAUCACACCGCACCAUACGGUACUGUUCCAUAUCAUAUCGUACUGUACCAUACCAUACCAUACCAUAACUGAAUAAUCAUCAUAUCGCAUUGUACCAUGUUGUAUCGAAUCGUAUCGUAUUGCAUCAUAUUGCACCACUCUGCAAUGUAUCGUAUCGCACCACACUAUGCUGUACUGAUCCAUAUCCUAUUGUACUAAACCAUACUAUAUCUGAAUAAUCGUAUCAUAUUGCAUUGUACCAUGUUGUAUCAUAUCAUAUCGCAUCAUAUCGUAUUGCACCGCACUGCAGUGUAUCGUAUCGUAUUGUAUCGCACCGCACCAUACCGUACUGUUCCAUAUUGUAUCCUACCGUACCAUACCAUAUCUGAAUAAUUGUAUCAUGUUGCAUUGUACCAGGUCGGUAUGGCAUCGCAUCAUAAUGCACCGCACUGCAAUGUAUUGAUUCGUAUCGCAUCAUAUCGUAUCGCACAAUGUUACAUUGUAUUAUAAUUUUUCAUAUUGUUGCUACUUUGCUGUGAUUAAUCAUAUUAGAUUAUCUUGUAUCUCAUCAUAUUCUUUUUCAAUCAUCCAGUAACAUAUUGUAUCAUAACAUACUGUAUCUUUUUAUACUAUGUCAUAUGAUAGUGUAACACUUUUAUUGUGUCAGUUUGUAACAGUAUGGGAUUGUACUGAACAAAUACUCUACUGUGGGAUCCAACAGUAUGUUAAAAAACUAAUCCCUAUCUUAAAGAGGAUCAUCAACCAUGGUAUUUGUCAAUCCAAGAGGCCAAUGAAAUAUUCCUCAGACAGAGAGGGGCAUCAAUAUCACAGUUUUCUACAUUUGAACAGCAGGAAAAAAAUGAAUAAAACCAAAGUUAAGAGCAGUUUCUUUGUUUCCAACAGUCUCAAGCAGAAGCUCAUUACAGAGGAAGUCGUCAUGCCAAGAAGCUCAAAUCUCAGGAGAAUAAGGUCAAGGCCAAGCUCUCAAACCCUGGAGAGACCAAUGGAAGCAGCACUAGUCCUGCCGGCCCCGCCCUUCCUGUAUCAGUCAACAGCACUAAUCAGCACACAGGUUGAUUAAUUCUCUACUGAUCUGUGAACUGUUAAUGACACUAAUCAUGUAUUAUUGAUGGGUGAGCUGGAUUUUUAUACCGCCUUUUCUUCUCCUCUUCUGUCCUCCAGAGCUCUUACCUAGCCUCACAGACUCCACCUCUCCUCUCAAGCCUUUUCUCCUCCUCUCCCCCUCCCCGCUCUCGUCCUCCUCCCCCUCCUCUAGCAGAGCAGGCAGUGAGCCUCCUCCCUCCAGUCCUCCCUCUGCUCUUCCAGCCCCUGGCCUCUCUUCUUCCUCUUCUUCUUCUUCCUCCUCUUCUUCUUCUUCCAAAGCUUCCCCGCCUCCCCCUCUUUCAGCUCCUGUCACUUCUUCAGCGCUUGUUGCUCCUCCUCCUUCAUCUUCUCAGGCCUCCUCCCAGGACGCAUCUCUCUCUGCGGAGUCAGAGGAAGAAAAGGCAAAGAAGUUACUGUACUGCUCGCUGUGCAAAGUUGCUGUUAACUCUCUCUCACAGCUGGAGGCUCAUAAUGCAGGUAAGGUGGUAUAGUAUGGAAAUGCAUCUGGGUCAUUACUAAUGGGGGAUGAUUUGAUAUGUAAUUAGUUUUCUACCUGAAUCAUAUGUAAAGCAAUGAAUCAGAGAGAAAAACAAUUAGAAAAUGCAAAAUUAUGCAAGUUUUCAUGCAAAACUGAUUCAGAUAAAGACUUGAUUACUACUAUCACUUUCAAAUGUUCAUAAUGACAGAUUUUCUGAUACACAGAAGUUAGUCUCUGUUUGUUUAUGUUUGCAGGUUCAAAGCACAAGACAAUGUUGGAGGCCCGAAGCGGUGCCGGACCGAUUAAGGCGUACCCUCGACCAGGAGCAAAACUGAAAAACGGCAGUAGCUCCACAGUGAAGGGCUCUGGUCUGCAGAACAAAACCUUCCACUGCCAGAUCUGUGACGUCCAUGUCAACUCUGAGAUCCAGCUCAAACAGGUAAAAUCACGUUACAGUAAAACUGAAACCUCGCUUGUUUUUUAUUGGAUUAAAGUCUUCUGUACUCAGAUUAAGCUUCAGAAACGUCUCUCUGCUGGUGCUAGCUCUGCUAAUGUUAGCCACACUUCACAGAUCAAUGACCUUUUCACUCACUCUCUGAUCCCAUGUUAAGCUGUGUUGACUAACUUAUUCUCAAAUUUGACUCUCUUCUAAAUGUUCCUUGACUUUAGACCAGUCAGUUUGUCAGAAUUUGAAUUUCUGCUCCAACCACUGGGGAAAUCAGCUGCCUCAGAACACCCCUGCUUCCAAAAGACUGUUUGAAGCUCUAUUUGCAUUUCAAUGCAGCACAUUUCUGUUUCCUUGGACUAAGCUCCUUCUUCUGGAGUCUUGACAGAAUUGAUUUGGGAAGAUUUUGUGUCGCCAGACUCUAUUGUGCGACUCAGUAAAAUCAGAAACAAACUCUGGUUAUUCUACUCUAAGGUUUACAGGUAGAGUUGAUAUGAUCAAAAGAGACAAAGGGGGUAAUUAUGAGUGCUAUAUAUUCAUAUGUGUGAAAACAUACUAUAUCUCACCCCUGCAUAAGUCAGUGCCCCCGAAAGUACGGUUGUUUUGCCACACCAUCCAGCAAACAAGUACAACAGAGUAGCAGUGUACUCUUUUUAUUUGCUACAGAGACUUUUACAUAAAUGCUUUUUGUCGAUGUUGUUGCAGCACAUCUCCAGCAGAAGGCACAAGGACAGAGUGGCAGGAAAACCCAGCAAACCCAAAUACAGCCCUUAUAACAAACAGCAGCGCAGCUCACUCACUGUAAGUGUCGCUCUACCUCUUUUCUUUUCUGUUUCUUUAAAUGCAUAAAUAUUUUUGUCCUGAACAGACCAAAACAGUCUCACUUUAAUAUUUAUCAACCUUGUGGUUAAAUAUCGAUCCAGUACUAAUCAAAGAGGAGUGAAGUGAUAUAUUUACACAUUAACUUUUCUUUUUCCCCAUCUCUCUCUCUUUUUUCCUAAUUUUUGUUUCCUCUCCUUUUUCCUCAGAAGGAGCUAGUAAAGCCCUCCCUCUCUCCCUCCUUCCUCUCUACUCCCUUCGCUCCUCCGCCCUCCUCCCUCACCAACACCAUCUCCCUCCCUCCCUCCUCUCUCGCCUCCUCCCUCUCUUCCGCUCCUCUCCUCACUCCUACCUCCACGCCCCUCACUCCUGCCAUCUCUCUGCAUCCUCGUCCCCCCGCCUCCUCGUCUCUUUUCACCGCCUCCUUCCUGCGUCCAGCUCCUGGACCAAUCAGAGCGAGCCAAGGAUCGAUUCUCUUCACGCCGUACUGA